AUGCAAACGCUCCGGGAGGAAAAGGGUAAAUGAUCCAUAUAUUGCAAUUAAUUGUAUAGGUGACCUGUUGCAGUCUGCAUUGCUGCAACAAUUUCAAGCAAGCUAACUACCUGGCUAGCUAUUUAGCCAACCACCAUCUUUGCCUGUAGUCUCGCGGAAAGGGCUAUAUAAAAGAUGGUUUGUUUAGUGGCUACACGGACCUUUCUGACGUGCAAACCUAUAUUUAAAUUCAUAAUUAGUAAAACAUUUGGUUAAUGGUUAAGUUAAGGGUCAUUUUUCGAUUUUGGCUUGUCUGUUUGCACGUCAGAAAUGUCCGUAAUGUAUAGCCCUUCCCCCACUCCCUCAACCUGAGGCUGAAGCUGGGUCCAGGGGCAUAUUCAUUACGCCAAUUCUGUUGAAAAACGUUUCUUAAACAGACGCAAACUGGACGAAAUGUGAGGGACCUCCCUGAAUUUGUCCAAUAGAAACUCUCGUUUUAGUAGCAAAUAGUUUCGUUCUGCAACUGUUUGGACUAAUGAUCACACCCCUGGCUUGAGCCUGGGGAGGAGGUUAAACCACAGCCAUUUUGUAAAAUAUCCAUAGCAUAGUAUUUUUUUUUAGUGUAAUGUGUGUAGAGCCUAGUGUAAUGUGUGUAGUUAUAUAGCAGGGGUGCUCAAACUUUUGGGUUUGGUGGGCCAAAAUAUAAUCUGAGUGGUGGGCCCAAUAAAUAAACAUUAUUGAUUUAGAAAAUAAUAAUAGGUAAACAAUAGCUUUUUUGAAAACAAUUGUAAAAUUACACUUCAAACAAUCAAAUUGCAGCCAUAUAACUUGACACCUAACAACACAUUCUGAUUACCAGUAUUAAAGAUGUAUUAAACAUUUUACCAAAUUAUCAUAGAAACUGCAACCAAGUUUCUAUGUUCAUAAGGCUAACUUGAAUAUGUGCAGGGGGCCCUAAGUGAGAUUUGGUUGCCAUUUUCUGCCAAAUGUGUUACACUAAUGUAUUUUCUGUAGCUCAGUUGGUAGAGCAUGGCGCUUGCAACGCCAGGGUUGUGGGUUCAUUUCCCAUGGGGGACCAGUAUGAGAAAAAAAAAUGUAGCUCUGGAUAAGAGCGUCUGUUAAAUGACUAAAAUGCAAAUGUAAAUAUUUACACGCCCCUGAUCACUCUAUUGAAGCAAAAAAAACACGGUUGACUUUCAAUAUAAAAAACACAGGUGAAAUGGAUUAAAACGCAGAUUUUCUGAUGGUCUGCAUUUUGAAAAUGCUGAUUUCUGAACUCUAAUGUGACCCCUGCAAGGAUUGUCCUGAAUCUAAAAAAUGCAUGAAUUGCCUUGCUUUUCUGGUUGGCUGGAUGCAAGUUUCACCAUCCAAUUCUUUCAGAUUUACAGGAGUGCAAAUUUCACCAUGGCACGGGCGAUACAUUGGCACAUGAGAAUUAUUAGAAUAUGGCAAAUAUUAUUACAUUUUUGCAUUUUAUCCAUGCUGUCUUUCACGUGCUACCUGAGACAUGAAACAGAUAGUGCCUUCAGAAAGUAUUCAUACCCCUUAUUCCACAUUUUGUUGUUGCAGCCUGAAUUCAAAAUGUAUUAAGUCGUUUUUUUCUCACACAUCUACACACUACCCUGUAAUGACAAAGUGAAAACAUGUUUUUAGAAAUUGUUACAAAUUUAUGGAAAAGAAAUACAGAUAUAUCUAAUUUACAUAAGUAUUCACACCCCUUUGCUAUGACACUCCAAAUUGAGCUCAAGUGCAUCCAAUUUCCUUGAUAAUCCUUGAGAUGUCACUACUAGGGUUAAAUGGCGGGAUCCCGGUUACUGAGAUUUACUGCCCAAAACCACUCCCUUUUCCCGGGAGAAAUAACUGAGAGAAACUGGUAAAUUAUAAUAAAUUAUAUAUAUGAACAUCAUGACGUGAAAUGGAACAGUUAAAUCAUAUGCAAUGUCUAAAUCUGGCAUGCUGAAUCAUCAACGCAAGGGGUGGGGACAGACAUCCCAUCUCAGUAUGGCGUGCAGUUCACAAUGCAUGUAGACCUAUUAUCUCAUGGUAACUUUUUUUCGUGUGACAGGUAGGCCUACAUUUACAUAGCCUAUGCUACAGCAAUAUAAAGACAGAAUGCGCGUCUAGUUUACACAUCUCCAUCUGGCUUUUGGGGGUCACCAUAUUUUUUAAUUGUAAAUCUUUUAUUUAUUUCUUUAUUGCAGCUGCAGAGUUUUAAAACAGCCUAUCACUCGAAUAUCGUUGGUUUAAAUCAGUGCAUGCACAAGCACACUCUCGCAGUCUUUCUCUCCAUCAAUUCCAUUCAAAUUGCAUCCAAAAUAGAUCAUCCUGUUCAGGCCUAUAUAUAGAUGUCCUAGCCUACCUCUUUCAUGUAAUACAUUCAAUGCAGUAUUAGCCUUAUAUUUGAAUGAUGAAUGAUGGGUGAUGCAUAAUAAGAUUCUAAUUUAUAGCCUCUGUCUAUUGCGCAAUACACACACACCUGUGCUCCACUGGCCUCUCUCUUUAAAAAACGCUCCUUAGCUCUUGGAGUCCCAUGCAGGAAAAGCUAGACUAGAACAGCUUGCUGGACAUAAUUUUUUUAGCAUUUCUUAUACCAAUCGACUAUUCGAAGAGGGACGCAAGCUCAUGUUUGCUGAAUGUUAAAUACAGCAGCCAAUAUAACUUUACAGGUAGUUUUGAAAGAAGAGCGAACACGUGAUGGCGGUAGGUUAUUCAGUUAUUUAUUCAGAACCAUAACCAUUCAAUCUUCAUGAAGAGAAGUGAAAGCCUUCUGCAUCUAAUUCUAGUCCUAUAUUAUUCAAGUAUGUCAUUAGAAUGAUGGAUAUAAGGACAACAAAACAGUUGAACGCGAGGAAGGAAUGAAGCAACACUAGAGAGAGAAAGAGAAGGUAGGCUAAUUAGAUUAGGGGAAAUAUUCUGAAAGGUAUAUAUGCAUCAGCCUACAAAUCAUACAAAUAUUUCUCAAAAUUAAAAUACUAUUCGCUCGCCUAUACUUUGAACUUUAUAGGCUGCAUGUGCUUCACCAGAAUCGCAUGUUAAUAAUAAUGUUCUCUUCUGCUUUAUCAUGGUUUGAACGAGGUGCGUAAUUCCUGUCCAUAUAAUACAGUGUAAUACAAUACUGUACAGUAAUACAGUUCACACUCAAAAAUAUUAGCCUACUGGAGCUUGUUUAAUUUAUUUAUCCAAGAGAGCGUAUAGCUAGCUAUAUCUAUUGGCUUUAAUGUUCUUCUGUCGUGCGUAAUGUGCAGUAGCCUACAGUUGAAGUUGGACGUUUACAUACAGUGGGGAAAAAAAGUAUUUAGUCAGCCACCAAUUGUGCAAGUUCUCCCACUUAAAAAGAUGAGAGAGGCCUGUAAUUUUCAUCAUAGGUACACGUCAACUAUGACAGACAAAAUGAGAGAAAAAAAAAGAAUUUAUUUGCAAAUUAUGGUGGAAAAUAAGUAUUUGGUCAAUAACAAAAGUUUCUCAAUACUUUGUUAUAUACCCUUUGUUGGCAAUGACACAGGUCAAACGUUUUCUGUAAGUCUUCACAAGGUUUUCACACACUGUUGCUGCUAUUUUGGCCCAUUCCUCCAUGCAGAUCUCCUCUAGAGCAGUGAUGUUUUGGGGCUGUCGCUGGGCAACACAGACUUUCAACUCCCUCCAAAGAUUUUCUAUGGGGUUGAGAUCUGGAGACUGGCUAGGCCACUCCAGGACCUUGAAAUGCUUCUUACGAAGCCACUCCUUCGUUGCCCGGGCGGUGUGUUUGGGAUCAUUGUCAUGCUGAAAGACCCAGCCACGUUUCAUCUUCAAUGCCCUUGCUGAUGGAAGGAGGUUUUCACUCAAAAUCUCACGAUACAUGGCCCCAUUCAUUCUUUCCUUUACACGGAUCAGUCGUCCUGGUCCCUUUGCAGAAAAACAGCCCCAAAGCAUGAUGUUUCCACCCCCAUGCUUCACAGUAGGUAUGGUGUUCUUUGGAUGCAACUCAGCAUUCUUUGUCCUCCAAACACGAUGAGUUGAGUUUUUACCAAAAAGUUCUAUUUUGGUUUCAUCUGACCAUAUGACAUUCUCCCAAUCCUCUUCUGGAUCAUCCAAAUGCAGUCUAGUAAACUUCAGACGGGCCUGGACAUGUACUGGCUUAAGCAGGGGGACACGUCUUGCACUGCAGGAUUUGAGUCCCUGGCAGCGUAGUGUGUUACUGAUGGUAGACUUUGUUACUUUGGUCCCAGCUCUCUGCAGGUCAUUCACUAGGUCCCCCCGUGUGGUUCUGGGAUUUUUGCUCACCGUUCUUGUGAUCAUUUUGACCCCACUGGGUGAGAUCUUGCGUGGAGCCCCAGAUCGAGGGAGAUUAUCAGUGGUCUUGUAUGUCUUCCAUUUCCUAAUAAUUGCUCCCACAGUUGAUUUCUUCAAACCAAGCUGCUUACCUAUUGCAGAUUCAGUCUUCCCAGCCUGGUGCAGGUCUGCAAUUUUGUUUCUGGUGUCCUUUGACAGCUCUUUGGUCUUGGCCAUAGUGGAGUUUGGAGUGUGACUGUUUGAGGUUGUGGACAGGUGUCUUUUGUACUGAUAACAAGUUCAAACAGGUGCCAUUAAUACAGGUAACCAGUGGAGGACAGAGGAGCCUCUUAAAGAAGAAGUUACAGGUCUGUGAGAGCCAGAAAUCUUGCUUGUUUGUAGGUGACCAAAUACUUAUUUUCCACCAUAAUUUGCAAAUAAAUUCAUAAAAAAUCCUACAAUGUGAAUUUCUGGAUUUCUUUUUCUCAAUUUGUCUGUCAUAGUUGACUUGUACCUAUGAUGAAAAUUACAGGCCUCUCUCAUCUUUUUAAGUGGGAGAACUUGCACAAUUGGUGGCUGACUAAAUACUUUUUUCCCCCACUGUACACCUUAGCCAAAUACAUUUAAACUCAGUUUUUCACAAUUCCUGACAUUUAAUCCUAGUAAAAAUUCGCUGUCUUAGGUCAGUUAGGAUCACACACUUUAUUUUAAGAAUGUGAAAUGUCAGAAUAAUAGUAGAGAGAAUGAUUUAUUUCAGCUUUUAUUUAUUUAAUCACAUUCCCAGUGGGUCAGAAGUUUACAUACACUCAAUUAGUAUUUGGUAGCAUUGCCUAUAAAUUGUUUAACUUUGGUCAAACGGUUCGGGUAGCCUUCCACAAGCUUCCCACAAUAAGUUGGGUGAAUUUUGGCCUAUUCCUCCUGACAGUGCUGGUGUAUCUGAGUCAGGUUUGUAGGCCUCCUUGCUCGCACAUGCUUUUUCAGUUCUGCCCACAAAUGUUCUAUAGGAUUGAGGUCAGGGCUUUGUGAUGGCCACUCCAAUACCUUGACUUUGUUGUCCUUAAGCCAUUUUGCCACAACUUUGGAAGUAUGCUUGGAGUCAUUGUCCAUUUGGAAGACCCAUUUGCGACCAAGCUUUAACUUCCUGACUGAUGUCUUGAGAUGUUGCUUCAAUAUAUCCACAUAACUUUCCUUCCUCAUGAUGCAAUCUAUUUUGUGAAGUGCACCAGUCCCUCUUGCAGCAAAGCACCCCCACAGCAUGAUGCUGCCACCCCCAUGCUUGACGGUUGGGAUGGUGUUCUUUGGCUUGCAAGCCACCCCCUUUUUCCUCUAAACAUAAUGAUGGUCAUUAUGGCCAAACAGUUCUAUUUUUGUUUCAUAAGACCAGAGGACAUUUAUCCAAAAAGUACGGUCUUUGUACCUAUUUGUUGUUGCAAACUGAAGGCUUUUUUGGAGCAGUGGCUUCUUCCUUGCUGAGCGGCCUUUCAGGUUAUGUCGAUAUAGGACUCGUUUUACUGUGCAUAUAGAUACUUUUGUACCUGUUUCCUCCAGCAUCUUCACAAGGUCCUUUGCUGUUGUUCUGGGAUUGAUUUGCACUAAAGUACGUUCAUCUCUAGGAGACAAUGCGUCUCCUUCCUGAGCGGUAUGAUGGCUGCGUGGUCCCAUGGUGUUUAUACUUGCGUACUAUUGUAUGUGCAGAGGAACGUGGUACCUUCAGGCGUUUGGAAAUUGCUCCCAAGGAUGAACCAGACUUGUGGAGGUCUACAAUUCUGAGGUCUUGGCUGAUUGCUUUUGAUUUUCCCAUGAUGUCAAGCAAAGAGGCACUGAGUUUGAAGGUAGGCCUUGAAAUACAUCCACAAGUACACCUCCAAUUGACUCAAAUGAUGUCAAUUAGCCUAUUAGAAGCUUCUAAAGCCAUGACAUCAUUUUCUGGAAUUUCCCAAGCUGUUUAAAGGCACAGUGUAUGUGAACUUCUGACCCACUGGAAUACAGUGAAUUAUAAGUGAAAUAAUCUGCCUGUAAACAAUUGUUGGAAAAAUUACUUGUCAUGCACAAAGUAGAUGUCCUAACCAACUUACCAAAACUAUAGUUUGUUAAUAAGACAUUUGUGGAGUUGUUGAAAAACGAGUUUUAAUGACUCCAACCAAGUGUAUGUAAACUUCCGUAUAUCAUUUAUUUAUUGGCUAACCGCACAAUCUUUGGGCUUUAAUGUACGACUCAUAAAAUGUAUUUAAUGUAUGGCUCAUCAGGUUCAGGUAGCAUCAGGCUUGAAUUUUCAAUUAAAGCUCUAAUCAAAUCCAGACAUAGGCCUAUUUAUAUGCUUUAUAAUGCUUUUGAAUGACACGUCCGGUUUUGGCAGGAAAUACUGGGUUACCCGGGAGAAAGUGAUUUUUUCUCGGGAUGGAACAUUUUGUAAAAUAUUCAACCCUAGUCACUACAACUUGAGUGGAGUCCACCUGUGGCCAAUUCAAUUGUUUGGAAAUGAUUUAGGAAGAAACACACCUGUCUAUAUAAGGUCCCACAAUUGACAGUGCAUGUCAGAGCAGACACUAUACCAUGAAGUUGAAGGAACUGUCAGAGAGAGAAUUGUGAUGAGGCAUAAACAGUAUCUGGUGAAGGGUAUAAAACUAUUUCUAGAGUGUUGAACGUUUCCAAGAGCACAGUGGUCUCCGUCAUUGGGAAAUUGAAGAAAUAUGGAACUACCAAGACUGUGCCUAGAGCUGGCCGUCCGAUCAAACAUGAGCAAUGGGACAAGAAGGACCUUGGUCAGGGAGGAACCCAAGAACCCAAUGACCACUGACAGAACUACACAGUUCCUUGGUUGAGAUGGGAGAACCUGCCAGAAGGACAACAAUCUCUACAGCACUUCACCAAUCUGGGCAUUAUGGGAGAGUGGCCAGACGGAAACCAUUCCUGGGAAAAAGGCACAUGACAGCACGCCUGGAGUUUGCAAAAAGGCACGUGAAAGACUGAGCGCAUAAGGCAAAAUAUUCUGUGGUCUGAUGAGACAAAAAUGUAACUCAUUGGCCUGAAUGCAAAGCAUUAUGUCUGUAGAAAACCAGACCGCUCAUCACCUGUCUAACACUAGCCCUACCGUGGAGCAUGGUGCUUUUCACCAGCAGGGACUGGGAGACUGGUAAGGAUAGAGGGAACAAUGAAUGGAGCCAAAUACAGGCAAACCCUUGAUUAAACCUGUUUCAGAGUACAAACAACCUUAGACUGGGGUGAAGAUAUACGUUCAAAAUGAGCCCAAGCAUACAGCCAAAGCAACGCUGGAAUGGCUUCAGAACAAGAAUGUGAAUGUCCUUGAGAAGCCCAGCCAAAGCCCAGACUUGAAUCCCAUUGAAAAUCUGUGGAAAGACUUUAAUAUUGCUGCUCACCGCCGCUCCCAAUCUAAUUUAAGCUCGAGAAAAUCUGCAAGGAAGAAUGGGAGAAAAUCACCAAGUCCAGAUGUGCAAAACUGAUAGACAUACCCAAGACAACUCAAAGAGUUAAAGUUCUCCGUCAUAUGGAUUUUGGAGAGGUCAUUUUGGGGGGGCUGGUUUGGAGAUGACAUGGCAUAAUACAGACAGAAGCGUCUGUUCUACAAAUGUUAUAUUCAAAUAAAUGUAUUUUAAAAUAUAUAAUUUUCUCUGUUAUGCUGUGUGCACUGAACUGACAUGCAUGAUUGCUGACACUCCGAUGUUCAGAUGAAGGGAAUUAAAUACAGUGCCAUGUAAAAGUAUUCAUCCCCCUUGGCGUUUUUCCUAUUUUGUUGCAUUACAACCUGUAAUUUAAAUGGAUUUUUAUUUGGAUUUCAUUUAAUGAACAUACACAAAAUAGUCCAAAUUGGUGAAGUGAAAUGAAAAAAAAGACUUGUUAAAAAAAUUCUAAAAACUAAAUAACGGAAAAGUAGUGCGUGCAUAUGUAUUCACCCCCUUUGCUAUGAAGCCCUAAAACAGAUCUGGUGCAACCAAUUACCUUCAGAAGUCACAUAAUUAGUUAAAUAAAGUCCACCUGUGUGCAAUCUAAGUUGAAGUCGGAAGUUUACAUACACCGUAGCCAAAUACAUUUAAACUAAGUUUUUCACAAUUCCUGACAUUUAAUCCUAGUAAAAAUUCCCUGUCUUAGGUCAGUUAGGAUCACCACUUUAUUUUAAGAAUGUGAAAUGUCAGAAUAAUAGUAGAGAGAGAUUUAUUUCAGCUUUUAUUUAUUUCUUUCAUCACAUUCCCAGUGAGUCAGACGUUUAUAUACACUCAAUUAGUAUUUGGUAGCAUUGCCUUUAAAUUGUUUAACUUGGGUCAAACGUUUCGGGUAGCCUUCCACAAGCUUCCCACAAUAAGUUGGGUGAAUUUUGGCCCAUUCCUCAUGACAGAGCUGGUGUAACUGAGUCAGGUUUGUAGGCCUCCUUGCUCGCACACGCUUUUUCAGUUCUGUGCACAAAUGUUCUAUAGGAUUGAGGUCAGGGCUUUGUGAUGGCCACUCCAAUACCUUGACUUUGUUGUCCUUAAGCCAUUUUGCCACAACUUUGGAAGUAUGCUUGGGGUCAUUGUCCAUUUGGAAGACCCAUUUGCGACCAAGCUUUAACUUCCUGACUGAUGUCUUGAGAUGUUGCUUCAAUAUAUCCACAUAAUUUUCCUUCCUCAUGAUGCCAUCUAUUUUGUGAAGUGCACCAGUCCCUCUUGCAGCAAGGCACCCCCACAGCAUGAUGCUGCCACCCCCAUGCUUCACGGUUGGGAUGGUGUUCUUCGGCUUGCAAGAUCCCCCCUUUUCCUCCAAACAUAACGAUGGUCAUUAUGGCCAAACAGUUAUUUUUUAUAUUUCCUUUAUUUAACCAGGUAGGCCAGUUGAGAACAAGUUCUCAUUUACAACUGCGACGUGGCCAAGAUAAAGCAAAGCAGUGCGAUAAAAACAACAACACAGAGUUACACAUGGAAUAAACAAAACAUACAGUCAAUAACACAAUAGAAAAGAUAUAUACAGUGUGUGUAAAUGUAGUAAGUUAUGGAGGUAAGGCAAUAAAUAGGCCAUAGUGCAAAAUAAUUACAAUUUAGUAUUAACACUGGAGUGAUAGAUGUGCAAAUAGAGAUACUGGGGUGCAGCAGAGAACUGGAAGGAAUGGCGGCCAAAGGAGGUGUUGGCUUUGGGGAUGACCAGUGAGAUAUACCUGCUGGAACGCAUACUACGGGUGGGUGUUGCUAUGGUGAUCAAUGAUCUAAGAUAAGGCGGGGAUUUGCCUAGAAGUGAUUUAUAGAUGACCUGGAGCCAGUGGGUUUGGCGACGAAUAUGUAGUGAGGGCCAGCCAACGAGAGCGUACAGGUCACAAUGGUGGGUAGUAUAUGGGGCUUUGGUGACAAAACGGAUGGCACUGUGAUAGACUACAUCCAAUUUGCUGAGUAGAGUGUUGGAAGCUAUUUUGUAAAUUACAUCGCCGAAGUCAAGGAUCGGUAGGAUAGUCAGUUUUACGGGGGCAUGUUUAGCAGCAUGAGUGAAGGAGGCUUUGUUGCGAAAUAGGAAGCCGAUUCUAGAUUUAACUUUGGAUUGGAGAUGCUUAAUGUGAGUCUGGAAGGAGAGUUUACGGUCUAACCAGACACCUAGGUAUUUGUAGUUGUCCACAUAUUCUAAGUCAGACCCGCCGAGAGUAGUGAUUCUAGUCGGGCGGGCGGGUGCAGCAGCGUUCGAUUGAAGAGCAUGCAUUUAGUUUUACUAGCGUUUUAAGAGCAGUUGGAGGCCACGGAAGGAGUGUUGUAUGGCAUUGAAGCUUGUUUGGAGGUUUGUUAACACAGUGUCCAAUGAAGGGCCAGAUGUAUACAAAAUGGUGUCGUCUGCGUAGAGGUGGAUCUGAGAGUCCUCAGCAGCAAGAGCGACAUCAUUGAUAUACACAGAGAAUAGAGUCUGCCCGAGAAUUGAACCCAGUGGCACCCCCAUAGAGACUGCCAGAGGUCCAGACAACAGGCCCUCUGAUUUGACACUUUGAACUCUAUCUGAGAAGUAGUUGGUGAACCAGGCGAGGCAGUCAUUUGAGAAACCAAGGCUAUUUAGUCUGCCAAUAAGAAUGCAGUGAUUGACAGAGUCAUAAGCCUUCGCCAGGUCGAUGAAGACGGUUGCACAGUACUGUCUUUUAUCGAUCGCGGUUAUUAUAUCGUUUAGGACCUUGAGCGUGGCUGAGUUGCACCCAUGACCAGCUCGGAAACCAGAUUGCAUAGCGGAGAAGGUACGUGGGAUUCGAAAUGGUCAGUGAGCUGUUUGUUAACUAGGCUUUCAAAUACUUUCGAAAGGCAGGGCAGGAUGGAUAUAGGUCUGUAACAGUUUGGAUCUAGAGUGUCACGUACCGUGGCAGGUUUCCAAUCUCUGGGGAUCUCAGACGAUACAAAAGAGAGGUUGAACAGGCUAGUAAUAAGGGUUGCGACAAUUUCGGAGGCUAAUUUGAGAAAGAAAGGGUCCAGAUUGUCUAGGCCAGCUGAUUUGUAGGGGUCCAGAUUGAGCAGCUCUUUCAGGACAUCAGCUAUCUGAAUUUGGGUGAAGGAGAAGCGGGGGGGCAUGGGAAGUUGCAGCAGAGGGUGCAGAGCUGGUAGCCGGGGUAGGGGUAGCCAGGUGGAAAGCAUGGCCAGCCGUAGCAAAAUGCUUGUUGAAAUUCUCGAUUAUCGUAGAUUUAUCGGUGGUGAUAGUGUUUCCUAGCCUCAGUGCAGUGGGUAGCUGGGAGGAGGUGCUCUUAUUCUCCAUGGACUUUACAGUGUCCCAAAACCUUUUGGAGUUAGUGCUACAGGAUGCAAAUUUCUGUUUGAAAAAGCUAGCCUUUGCUUUCCUAACUGAUUGUGUAUAUUGGUUCCUGACUUCCCUGAAAAGUUGGAUAUCGCGGGGGCUUUUCGAUGCUUAUGCAGUACACCACAGGAUGUUUUUGUGCUGGUCAAGGGCAGUCAAGUCUGGGGUAAACCAGGGGCUAUAUCUGUUCUUAGUUCUGCAUUUUUUGAAUGGUGUUUGCUUAUUUAAGGUUUUCUUAAUAUAACGGAUGUAAUUUAAUUCUAGAUCUACAAGAUAUUCAUAACAGACAGAUCAGACAGACUCUCUCUCUUCUCACCUGUUCUGAGUUUAACAUCAGGGCUGGGGUCGCUAUGGCAGCCCCUGUCGAUGGUAACCAUGGUGACAGCAUAGGUCUCGGAGCAGUGCAGGGGCAUGUUUACUUUUGAAGAACAUCCAGGCAUCCUCUACUGACGGAAUGAGGUCAAUAUCCAUCCAGGAUACCCGGGCCAGGUCAAUUAGAAAGGCCUGCUCGCUGAAGUGUUUUAGGGAGCGUUUGACAGUGAUGAGGGGUGGUCGUUUGACCGCGGACCCAUUACUGACGCAGGCAAUGAGGCAGUGAUCGCUGAGAUCCUGGUUGAAGACAGCGGAGGUGUAUUUAGAGGGUAAAUUAGUCAGGAUGAUAUCUAUGAGGGUGCCCAUGUAUACGGAUUUAGGGUUGUACCUGGUAGGUUCCUUGAUAAUUUGUGUGAGAUUGAGGGCAUCUAGUUUAGAUUGUAGGAAGGCCGGGGUGUUAAGCAUAUCCCAGUUUAGGUCACCAAGCAGUACGAACUCUUGAGGUUAGAUGGGGGGGCAAGCAAUUCACAUAUGGUGUCCAGGGCACAACUGGGGGCUGAGGGGGGUCUGUAGCAAGCGGCAACAGUGAGAGACUUAUUUCUGGAAAGGUGGAUCUUUAGAAGUAGAAGCUCAAACUGUUUGGGCACAGACCUGGGUAGUAUGAUAGAGCUCUACAUGCUAUCUCUACAGUAGAUUGCAACUCCGCCCCCUUUGGCAGUUCUAUCUAGACGGAAAAUGUUGUAGUUCGGGAUAGACAUCUCUGAAUUUUUGGUGGCCUUCCUAUGCCAAGAUUCAUACACUGCUAGAACAUCAGGGUUGGCAGAGUGUGCUAACGCAGUGAAUAACUCAAAGUUGGGGAGGAGACUUCUGAUGUUAACAUGCAAGAAACCAAGGCUUUUACGGUUACAGAAGUCAACAAAUGAUAGCGCCUGGGAGUUAGGAGUGAUACUGGGGGCUACAGGACCUGGGAUAACCUCUACAUCACCAGAGGAACAGAGGAGGAAUAGAUUAAGGAUACGGCUAAAGGCUUUAAGAACUGUUCUUCUAGUGCGUUGUGGCAGAGAGGCAUAACACAAUCACAGGUGUUAUUCGAGAGGGCUAAGACAACAACUGGUAAUGGCGACGAAAGUUUGGGCUGAGGCUAAACAGAAAAACAGGAUGGGGUACCGUGUAAAGGAACAGUCCAGCAGGCAUUAGCUGUGUAGCUGUGUGAUCAUAAGGUCCAGUGAACAGCACUAAGUAAGUCCGGGAGCAGAUUGUAGGCUGCUAAAGCACAGGCGAGCAGAAGGCACGGCUGUUGAUUGCGCGUGCUAGCGGGCCGGGGCUAGCAGAUGGAUAUUCGUGGUCGUCGCAAAGGGAAGCCUGUUGAAAGCACAUCAGACGAUUACGUCGGCAGACCAGACGUGAUGGAUCGACAGGGCUCCGUGUCGACACUAGGAGGUCCCGUCCGGUUGACAGAGAGGUAGAUAGCUGGGAGAUGGGCCUAGCUCGAGGCUAGCUCAAGGCUAACUGGUACGUUGGGAAGUGGAUAUUAGCCAACAACAGCCAUUCGGUUGCAGCUAGCUAGUUGCGAUGGUCCGGUGUUAAGGUCCAGUGAUUCUGGCAGAAAAUCCGAUAUGCUCUGGGUCGAUAGCACGCUGUGCAGACUGGCCGAUAAUUGUCCAGGCUAGAGCUGGCUGGUAGGUAGUGCAGGCCACGGACAGUGGUGAAGACCGCUAACUGUGGCUAAUAGCAAGUAGCUAGUUAGCUGGCUAGUUUCAGCCGUAGGUUCUUGAUAAAAAUAAAGAAAUAAUAGAUUCCGUUCCACAUUGGGUGAGGCGGGUUGCAGGAAAGCAUAUUUAGAUUAAAGGAUGUAAAGUGAGAUAGAGAAAUAUACAGUGAGGGAAAAAAGUAUUUGAUCCCCUGCUGAUUUUGUACGUUUGCCCACUGACAAAGACAUGCUCAGUCUAUAAUUUUAAUCGUAGGUUUAUUUGAACAGUGAGAGACAGAAUAACAACAACAAAAUCCAGAAAAACGCAUGUCAAAAAUGUUAUAAAUUGAUUUGCAUUUUAAUGAGGGAAAUAAGUAUUUGACCCCUCUGCAAAACAUGACUUAGUACUUGGUGGCAAAACCCUUGUUGGCAAUCACAGAGGUCAGACGUUUCUUGUAGUUGGCCACUAGGUUUGCACACAUCUCAGGAGGGAUUUUGUCCCACUCCUCUUUGCAGAUCUUCUCCAAGUCAUUAAGGUUUCGAGCCUGACGUUUGGCAACUUGAACCUUCAGCUCCCUCCACAUAUUUUCUAUGGGAUUAAGGUCUGGAGACUGGCUAGGCCACUCCAGGACCUUAAUGUGCUUCUUCUUGAGCCACUCCUUUGUUGCCUUGGCCGUGUGUUUUCGUCCAUCGUCCCUUUGAUACGGUGACGUUGUCCUGUCCCCUUAGCAGAAAAACACCCCCAAAGCAUAAUGUUUCCACCUCCAUGUUUGACGGUGGGGAUGGUGUUCUUGGGGUCAUAGGCAGCAUUCCUCCUCCUUCAAACACGGCGAGUUGAGUUGAUGCCAAAGAGCUCAAUUUUACACUUUCACCCAGUUCUCCUUGGCAAACUUCAGACGGCCCUGUAUAUGUGCUUUCUUGAGCAGGGGGACCUUGGGGGCGCUGCAGGAUUUCAGUCCUUCACGGCGUAGUGUGUUACCAAUUGUUUUCUUGGUGACUAAUGUCCCAGCUGCCUUGAGAUCAUUGACAAGAUCAUCCUGUGUAGUUCUGAGCUGAUUCCUCACCGUUCUCAUGAUCAUUGCAACUCCACGAGGUGACAUCUUGCGUGGAGCCCCAGGCCGAGGGAGAUUGACAGUUCUUUUGUGUUUCUUCCAUUUGCGAAUAAUCGCACCAACUGUUGUCACCUUCUCACCAAGCUGCUUGGCGAUGGUCUUGUAGCCCAUUCCAGCCUUGUGUAGGUCUACAAUCUUGUCCCUGACAUCCUUGGAGAGCUCUUUGGUCUGGGCCAUGUUGGAGAGUUUGGAAUCUGAUUGAUUGAUUGCUUCUGUGGACAGGUGUCUUUUAUACAGGUAACAAGCUGAGAUUAGGAGCACUCCCUUUAAGAGUGUGCUCCUAUUCUCAGCUCGUUACCUGUAUAAAAGACACCUGGGAGCCAGAAAUCUUUCUGAUUGAGAGGGGGUCAAAUACUUAUUUCCCUAAUUAAAAUACAAAUCAAUUGAUAACAUUUUUGACAUACUGGAUUUUCUGGAUUUUGUUGUUGUUAGUCUGUCUCUCACUGUUCAAAUAAACCUACCAUUACAAUUAUAGACUGAUUAUUUCUUUGUCAGUGGGCAAACGUACAAAAUCAGCAAGGGAUCAAAUACUUUUUUCCCUCACUGUAUACGAAUGAAAGACAAAAAACAAAAGAAACAGGCUAUUUACACGAGGACACAACACAAUACACGACCGCACUACUACGCCAUCUUGGAGUACAAGAUGUAUUUUAUAUUUUUGUUUCAUCAGACCAGAGGACAUUUCUCCAAAAAGUACGAUCUUUGUCCCCAUGUGCAGUUGCAAACCGUAGUCUGGCUUUUUUAUGGCGGUUUUGGAGCAGUGGCUUCUUCCUUGCUGAGUGGCCUUAUGUCAAUAUAGGACUCGUUUUACUGUGGAUAUAGAUACUUGUGUACCUUUUUCCUCCAGCAUCUUCAUAAGGUCCUUUGCUGUUGUUCUGGGAUUGAUUUGCACUUUUCGCACCAAAGUACGUUCAUCUCUAGGAGACAGAAUGCGUCUCCUUCCUGAGCGGUAUGACGGCUGCAUGGUCCCAUGGUGUUUAUACUUGCGUACUGUUGUUUGUACAGAUGAACGUGGUACCUUCAGGCGUUUGGAAAUUGCUCCCAAGGAUGAACCAGACUUGUGGAGGUCUACAACUUUUUUUCUGAGGUCUUGGCUGAUUUCUUUUGAAUUUCCCAUGAUGUCAAGCAAAGAGGCACUGAGUUUGAAGGUAGGCCUUGAAAUACAUCCACAGGUACACCUCCAAUUGACUCAAAUUAUGUUAAUUAGCCUAUCAGAAGCUUCUAAAGCCAUGACAUCAUUUUCUGGAAUUUUCCAAGCUGUUUAAAGUCACAGUCAACUUGGUGUAUGUAAACUUCUGACCUAAAUACAGGGAAAUUCUUGAGGGAAACCUGUUUCAGUCUUCCAGAGAUUUGAGACUGGGACGGAGGUUCACCUUCCAGCAGGACAAUGACCCUAAGCAUACUGCUAAAGCAACACUCAAGUAGGUUAAGGGGAAACAUUUAAAUGUCUUGGAAUGGCCUAGUCAAAGCCCAGACCUCAAUCCAAUUGAGAAUCUGUGGUAUGACUUAAAGAUUGCUGUACACCAGCGGAACCCAUCCAACUUGAAAGAGCUGGAGCAGUUUUGCAUUGAAGAAUGGGCAAAAAUCCCAGUGGCUAGAUGUGCCAAGCUUAUAGAGACAUACCCCAAGCUGUAAUUGCUGCAAAAGGUGGCUCUACAAAGUAUUGACUUUGGGGGGGUGAAUAGUUUUUCACGCUGAAGUUUUCUGGUUUUUUGUCUUAUUUCUUGUUUGUUUCACAAGAUAACAUAUUUUUGCAUCUUCAAAGUGGUAGGCAUGUUGUGUAAAUCAAAUGAUACAAACCCCCCAAAAAUCCAUUUUAAUUCCAGGUUGUAAGGCAACAAAAUAGGAAAAAAUGCGAAGGGGGUGAAUACUUUCGCAAGCCACUGUAGUCUAUAAUGCGCACCACCGCAUUGCUCAACUCAGACAACGGUGUGUAGCCUACUGUAGCUGCUGGUAAAGUAAUUCAAAGACUAUACUUUAUCACUCAGAAUGGAACUUUCCAGUUCUACUAUUUUUGCCAUGUAAUGUUGUUAUUAAAACAAUCAGACAACCCUAUAGUAGAAUACGUUACCUAUUUACCUAGUCGGCCUAUUGUUAUUGUUAUAAAUAUUCCUCUCGAGGCGCAUUCAAGUUGCGAGAGCCAUAGGAGGGAAACAUGUAUUCUGACAAAAAGUAAUUGCACAACAUUGUUUUGGCAAAUGUUUUAAAGAGGGGGAUCCCAGUUUUCCAUUGCUACCAUGUUUAAUUCUCUACUCCUUCAAUCAUUUUACAAAUGCAGUUUUACAACCGGUUUCAAGCAUGGUUUAGGCGCAGCUGCACAACAGGGCGCUUAUAGGGGCAAUGUCUUAAAAGAGCAACAACACUGUAAUAGAAACCAAAAUAAUCUCAUUUUUAGAGUGAAUAAUAAUUAAUAAGCUAUAGAUUCAUAUUUAUAAUAAAUAAUAAUGACAAUCAGGAUGUUGUGUCCAAUGGGGUAAAUGCAGAUGGACAAACCCCAUGCUUCAGCCUAUGUACAUUUUAUAGCCACUAUGCUGCAUCAGUUGGGCUAGAGGUGAUAAUGCUUACUGCUAAUAGGACAUCUGAUAAGGUAGACCCCUCAAACUCAACUCUGGACCUCGAAGCCAGUUCCACUGCAUUUUUUUUCAUUGUUCUCCUCUAAUCAGGGAAUGAUUUAGACCUGGGACACCAGGUGUGCAAUUAAUUAUCAGGUAGAAAAGAAAACCAGCAGGCUCCGGACCUCGUAGGUUAUGAGUUGAAUACCCCUGAUGCAGACCAUGCAUAGGUUACAUGCAUGAUCCAAUAUGUUAAAAUAAUUUGUAUAUUAUUUUUACCAAUAUGUUGUUGGGCUCAUUUCUGGAGGUGAAAAUCAUAUUUUGGAGUAGAAUGUAUUUUAAAAAAGUCACCAGAACUGAGCUUCUCAGUCCUUCUACAGUGGGGAGAACAAGUAUUUGAUACACUGCCAAUUUUGCAGGUUUUCCUACUUACAAAGCAUGUAGAGGUCUGUAAUUUUUAUCAUAGGUACACUUCAACUGUGAGAGACGGAAUCUAAAACAAAAAUCCAGAAAAUCACAUUGUAUGAUUUUUAAGUAAUUAAUUUGCAUUUUAUUGCAUGACAUAAGUAUUUGAUCACCUACCAACCAGUAAGAAUUCCGGCUCUCGCAGACCUGUUAGUUUUUCUUUAAGCCCUCCUGUUCUCCACUCAUUACCUGUAUUAACUGCACCUGUUUGAACUCGUUACCUGUAUAAAAGACACCUGUCCACACACUCAAUCAAACAGACUCCAACCUCUCCACAAUGGCCAAGACCAGAGAGCUGUGUAAGGACAUCAGGGAUAAAAUUGUAGACCUGCACAAGGCUGGGAUGGGCUACAGGACAAUAGGCAAGCAGCUUGGUGAGAAGGCAACAACUGUUGGCGCAAUUAUUAGAAAAUGGAAGAAGUUCAAGAUGACGGUCAAUCACCCUCGGUCUGGGGCUCCAUGCAAGAUCUCACCUCGUGGGGCAUCAAUGAUCAUGAGGAAGGUGAGGGAUCAGCCCAGAACUACACGGCAGGACCUGGUCAAUGACCUGAAGAGAGCUGGGACCACAGUCUCAAAGAAAACCAUUAGUAACACACUACGCCGUCAUGGAUUAAAAUCCUGCAGCGCACACAAGGUCCCCCUGCUCAAGCCAGCGCAUGUCCAGGCCCGUCUGAAGUUUGCCAAUGACCAUCUGGAUGAUCCAGAGGAGGAAUGGGAGAAGGUCAUGUGGUCUGAUGAGACAAAAAUAAGAGCUUUUUGGUCUAAACUCCACUCGCCGUGUUUGGAGGAAGAAGAAGGAUGAGUACAACCCCAAGAACACCAUCCCAACCGUGAAGCAUGGAGGUGGAAACAUCAUUCUUUGGGGAUGCUUUUCUGCAAAGGGGACAGGACGACUGCACCGUAUUGAGGGGAGGAUGGAUGGGGCCAUGUAUCGCGAGAUCUUGGCCAACAACCUCCUUCCCUCAGUAAGAGCAUUGAAGAUGGGUCGUGGCUGGGUCUUCCAGCAUGACAACGACCCGAAACACACAGCCAGGGCAACUAAGGAGUUGCUCCGUAAGAAGCAUCUCAAGGUCCUGGAGUGGCCUAGCCAGUCUCCAGACCUGAACCCAAUAGAAAAUCUUUGGAGGGAGCUGAAAGUCCGUAUUGCCCAGCGACAGCCCUGAAACCUGAAAGAUCUGGAGAAGGUCUGUAUGGAGGAGUGGGCCAAAAUCCCUGCUGCAGUGUGUGCAAACCUGGUCAAGACCUACAGGAAACGUAUGAUCUCUGUAAUUGCAAACAAAGGUUUCUGUUCCAAAUAUUAAGUUCUGCUUUUCUGAUGUAUCAAAUACUUAUGUCAUGCAAAUAAAAUGCAAAUUAAUUCCUUAAAAAUCAUACAAUGUGAUUUUCUGGAUUUUUGUUUUAGAUUCCGUCUCUCACAGUUGAAGUGUACCUAUGAUAAAAAUUACAGACCUCUACAUGCUUUGUAAGUAAGAGAACCUGCAAAAUCGGCAGUGUAUCAAAUACUUGUUCUCCCCACUGUAUAUAUUUUUGGUUUGUUGAGUUAAUUAGACAUGGCCAUUUCAAGCUUAUCUUUCUAAAAAAUGUAAUGUUAUUAAGGAAUAUUUAGGCAAGUUAGCUGGCUAACUCAUUGAUUCUGCUUUGUAGUAUACCCCUCUGGAAAGGGGAGUGAACAAGAGCAAAAAGGGUUGUUACAUUAUAUAAAAUACGGCCCCUCAAGUUAUAGUAGCUAGCUUGUUUUUUCAUUCAAAUGUUUCAUUUUCUCUUCUAGGUCCUCCUCUUCCGCUGUCGUCUCUGCGUCUUUUUGUUCCUCCGCUGCGGCUGGUGUGUGCUGCUCUGUGGCAGGUUGUAGAGCGGAGAGACGUCAUGGACUAUGGGCUGCUGGAAGAGUUUGCCACCAGCGUGUUGGAAAUAGUCCCUGAUCUGAUGACUUACAGAGAGAGGGUCCAACUCCUCAUGGGACUGAGAGCACGGGUGAGUCGGGGUGACAGGAGGGAAAGGAGUUGCCGCUAGGCACAGAUCUAGGAUCAGUGUAACUUCCUGAAGUGAACCAUUAUGGAAGGAAAACGUAGGGCUGUGACGGUCAUGGAGUUUUGUAUGAAGGUUAUUUGUCAGCCAAAUGACCUCCGUCACCGUUAUAACCAUUCGAAAAGCAAAAGACUCCUGCAAUUUUUCUCUUCGUCCACUCCUGACACUGCAUGUGCUCCUAGGCUGUUCUGUCUUUACUGUUUAGCCAAGCUGUACAGUUUAAUGUAUCUCCGUCUAGCAGUAUAACACUAACCCACCUAGCGAGUUAUUUGCCGAACUCGUGCCUGUGCCUGUUUGGCGACAAUUUUCUCACGUACGAGCCUACAGUGCAUUCGGAAAGUAUUCAGACCCCUUCCCUUUUUCCACAUUGUGUUACGUUACAGCCUUAUUCUAAAACAGAUUAAAUACAUAACAAUCAAUCUACACACAAUACCCCAUAAUGACAAAGUGAAAACAGGUUUUUAGAUAUUUUUGCAAAAAAAAAAAAAAAGACAUACCUUAUUUACGUAAGUAUUCAGAUCCUUUGCUAUGAGACUCGGAAUUGAGCUCGGGUGCAUCCUGUUUCCAUUGAUCAUCUUUGAUAUGUUUCCACAACUUGAUAGGAGUCCACCUGUGGUAAAUUGAAUUGAUUGGACAUGAUUUGGAAAGGCACACACCUGUUUAUAUAUGGUCCCACAGUUGACAGUGCAUGUCAGAGCAAAAAUCAAGCCAUGAGGUCGAAGGAAUUGUCCGUAGAGCUCCGAGACAGGAUUGUGUUGAGGCACAUGUCUGGGGAAGGGUACCAAAACAAUUCUGCAGCAUUGAAGGUCCCCAAGAACACAGUGGCCUCCAUCAUUCUUAAAUGGAAGAAGUUUGGAACCAUCAAGACUCUUCCUAGAGCUGGCCGCCCGGCCAAACUGAGCAAUCGGGGGAGAAGGGCCUUAGUCAGGGAGGUGACCAAGAACCCGAUGGUCACUCUGACAGAGCUCUAGAGUUCCUCUGUGGAGAUGGGAGAACCUUCCAGAAGGACAACAAUCUCUGCAGUACUCCACCAAUCAGGCCUUUAUGGUAGAGUGGCCAGACAGAAACCACUCCUCAGUAAAAGGCACACGACAGCCCACUUGGAGUUUGCCAAAAGGCAUGUAAAGGACUCUCUGACCAUGAGAAACAAGAUUAUCUGGUCUGAUGAAACCAAGAUUGAACUCUUUGGCCUUAAUGCCAAGAGUCAUGUCUGGAGGAAUCCAGGCACCAUCCCUACGGAGUAGCAUGGUGGUGGCAGCAUCUUGCUGUGGGGAUGUUUUUCAGCGGCAGGGACUAGGAGACUAGUCAGGAUCGAGGGAAAGAUGAACGGAGCAAAGUACAGAGAGAUCCUUGAUGAAAACCUGCUCCAGAGUGCUCGGGACCUCAUACUGGGGCGAAGGUUCACCUUCCAACAGGACAACGACCCUAAGCACACAGCCAAGACAAUGCAGGAGUGGCUUGUAGCCAAAAUGUGGAAAAAGUCAAGGGGUCUGAAUACUUUCCGAAUGCACUGAAUAUCCGUGGUCGGUGGACGGUUCUUAUUAGAAGGUUGUUGUUUGCACCGCUGAGCAGUGCCCAGGAAAUAAUUAAAUCACAUUUUUAGAAGAUACCACCCCCUUCCAAAUCAAUACCAAAUAUGGAUUCCAUGUUGUGUUGUGGCUUUGCAUGUAUAGCAGUUUUGCAACGGAAACCGUUUACCGUUUUCUCUAGGAACCAAACAGAGCAAACAUAAUGAAACUGGGAGGGACCUACCUGAAUUUGUCUCUCGUAAACCAUUUUACAUUGGAGUAAACGGUUUCCAUUGAAAAUGUUUUGGUACAGAGAAAAUGUUUUGCAACAGAAUCCGACUAAUGGAUACACCCCUGUCUGUUUCACACCUUUUUGUCCUAGCUAAUCAGCCUCGCUAUACGGGCACAUGCUGCCGCAGACACGACGCAGACAAGAAGUUGAAUGUAGCGUGUGCGUGCAAACAUUGACAUCCAUGUUUGGUUUUGAUUUGAAGGGGGGUGUUAGCAUCUAAACAUUUUAUUUAAUUAUUUCCUGGGCACCGCUCAGGGAUUUAAGGGAUGACCUUUUAAGAAGAACUGUAGACCAACCGAAUGCGUUCGCGAUAAGUCAAGACCAAAUCUGUACCGGUGUAGCAGCACGUGUUCCAUUAGACCCCGUCUUAUUACUAAAUGAAAUCAUUGUUAAAGGGGUCUAAGUUUGGGCUAGCGGAGGGCUAGCUAGCUGGAGUUAGCUAACCUAACUUGCUGACAUUUCUGUCAAGUCACAGUGUGCCCUGUUUUUGGUAAGCCAAUGGGUGCAUGUAUUUCAUGAUACUCAUUUGCUACAACAAGGAGCAACAAAGUUUAAUCACGUACAGUUGAAGUCAAAGUUUACAUACACUUAGGUUGGAGUCAUUAAAACUCGUUUUUCAACCACUCCACACAUUUCUUGUUAACAAACUAUAGUUUUGGCAAGUCGAUUAGGACAUCUACAGUGGGGAGAACAAGUAUUUGGUACACUGACGAUUUUGCAGGUUUUCCUACUUACAAAGCAUGUAGAGGUCUGUAAUUUUGAUCAUAGGUACACUUCAACUGUGAGACGGAAUCUAAAACAAAAAUCCAGAAAAUCACAUUGUAUGAUUUUUAAGUAAUUCAUUUGCAUUUUAUUGCUUGACAUAAGCAUUUGAUCACCUACCAACCAGUAAGAAUUCCGGCUCUCGCAGACCUGUUAGUUUUUCUUUAAGAAGCCCUCCUGUUCUCCACUCAUUACCUGUAUUAACUGCACCUGUUUGAACUCGUUAACUGUAUAAAAGACACCUGUCCACACACUCAAUCAAACAGACUCCAACCUCUCCACAAUGGCCAAGACCAGAGAGCUGUGUAAGGACAUCAGGGAUAAAAUUGUAGACCUGCACAAGGCUGGGAUGGGCUACAGGACAAUAGGCAAGCAGCUUGGUGAGAAGGCAACAACUGUUGGCGCAAUUAUUAGAAAAUGGAAGAAGUUCAAGAUGACGGUCAAUCACCCUCGGUCUGGGGCUCCAUGCAAGAUCUCACCUCGUGGGGCAUCAAUGAUCAUGAGGAAGGUGAGGGAUCAGCCCAGAACUACACGGCAGGACCUGGUAAAUGACCUGAAGAGAGCUGGGACCACAGUCUCAAAGAAAACCAUUAGUAACACACUACGCCGUCAUGGAUUAAAAUCCUGCACAGCCAGGGCAACUAAGGAGUUGCUCCGUAAGAAGCAUCUCAAGGUCCUGGAGUGGCCUAGCCAGUCUCCAGACCUGAACCCAAUAGAAAAUAUUUGGAGGGAGCUAAAAGUCCGUAUUGCCCAGCGACAGCCCUGAAACCUGAAAGAUCUGGAGAAGGUCUGUAUGGAGGAGUGGGCCAAAAUCCCUGCUGCAGUGUGUGCAAACCUGGUCAAGACCUACAGGAAACGUAUGAUCUCUGUAAUUGCAAACAAAGGUUUCUGUUCCAAAUAUUAAGUUCUGCUUUUCUGAUGUAUCAAAUACUUAUGUCAUGCAAAUAAAAUGCAAAUUAAUUCCUUAAAAAUCAUACAAUGUGAUUUUCUGGAUUUUCUAGAUUCCGUCUCUCACAGUUGAAGUGUACCUAUGAUAAAAAUUACAGACGUCUACAUGCUUUGUAAGUAAGAAAACCUGCAAAAUCGGCAGUGUAUCAAAUACUUGUUCUCCCCACUGUACUUUGUGCAUGACACAAGUAAUUUUUCCAACAAGUGUUUACAGACAGAUUAUUUCACUUAUAAUUCACUGUAUCACAAUUCCAGUGGGUCAGAAGUUUACAUACACUAAGUUGACUGUGCCUUUAAACAGCUUGGAAAAUUCCAGAAAAUGAUGUCAUGGCUUUAGAAGCUUCUGAUAGGCUAAUUGACAUCAUAUGAGUCAAUUGGAGGUGUACCUGUGGAUGUAUUUCAAGGCCUACCUUCAAACUCAGUGCCUCUUUGCUUGACAUCAUGGGAAAAUCAAAAGCAAUCAGCCAAUACCUCAGAAAAUAUAUUGUAGACCUCCACAAGUCUCUUUCAUCCUUGGAAGCAAUUUCCAAACGCCUGAAGGUACCACGUUCAUCUGUACAAACAAUAGUACGCAAGUAUAAACACCAUGGGACCACGCAGCUGUCAUACCGCUCAGGAAGGAGACACGUUCUGUCUCCUAGAGAUGAACGUACUUUGGUGCGAAAAGUGAAAAUCAAUCCCAGAACAACAGCAAAGGACGUUGUGAAGAUGCUGGAGGAAACAGGUACAAAAGUAUCUAAAUCCACAGUAAAACGAGUCCUAUAUCGACAUAACCUGAAAGGCCGCUCAGCAAGGAAGAAGCCACUGCUCCAAAACCGCCAUAAAAAAGCCAGACUACGGUUUGCAACUGCACAUGGGGACAAAGACCGUACUUUUUGGAUAAAUGUCCUCUGGUCUUAUGAAACAAAAAUAGAACUGUUUGGCCAUAAUGACCAUCAUGAUGUUUAGAGGAAAAAGGGGGUGGCUUGCAAGCCAAAGAACACCAUCCCAAUCGUCAAGCACGGGGGUGGCAGUAUCAUACUGUGCGGGUGCUUUGCUGCAAGAGGGACUGGUGCACUUCACAAAAUAGAUGGCAUCAUGAGGAAGGAAAAUUAUGUGGAUAUAUUGAAGCAACAUCUCAAGACAUCAGUCAGGAAGUUAAAGCUUGGUCGCAAAUGGGUCUUCCAAAUGGACAAUGACCCCAAGCAUACUUCCAAAGUUGUGGCAAAAUGGCUUAAGGACAACAAAGUCAAGGUAUUGGAGUGGCCAUCACAAAGCCCUGACCUCAAUCCUAUAGAACAUUUGUGGGCAGAACUGAAAAAGUGUGUGCGAGCAAGGAGGCCUACAAACCUGACUCAGAUACACCAGCUCUGUCAUGAGGAAUGGGCCAAAAUUCACCCAACUUAUUGUGGGAAGCUUGUGGAAGGCUACCCGAAACGUUUCACCCAAGUUAAACAAUUUAAAGGCAAUGCUACCAAAUACUAAUUGAGUGUUUGUAAACUUCUGACCCACUGGGAACGUGAUGAAAGAAAUAAAAGCUGAAAUAAAUCAUUCUCUCUACUAUUAUUCUGACAUUUCACAUUAUUAAAAUAAAGUGGUGAUCCUAACUGACCUAAGACAGGGAAUUAAAGGUCAGGAAUUGUGAAAAUCUGAGUUUAAAUGUAUUUGGCUAAGGUGUAUGUACAGUGAGGGAAAAAAGUUUUUGAUCCCCUGCUGAUUUUGUACGUUUGCCCACUGACAAAGAAAUGAUCAGUCUAUAAUUUUAAUGGUAGGCUUAUUUGAACAGUGAGAGACAGAAUAACGACAAAAAAAUCCAGAGAAACACAUGUCAAAAAUGUUAUAAAUUGAUUUGCAUUUUAAUGAGGGAAAUAAGUAUUUGACCCCCUCUCAAUCAGAAAGAAUCCUGGCUCCCAGGUGUUUUUUAUACAGGUAACGAGCUGAGAUUAGGAGCACACUCUUAAAGAGAGUGCUCCUAAUCUCAAUUUGUUACCUGUAUAAAAGACACCUGUCCACAGAAGCAAUCAAUCAGAUUCCACUCUCCACCAUGGCCAAGACCAAAUGAGCUCUCCAAGAAUGUCAGGGACAUGAUUGUAGACCUACACAAGGCUGGAAUAGGCUACAAGACCAUCGCCAAGCAGCUUGGUGAGAAGGUGACAACAGUUGGUGUGAUUAUUCGCAAAUGGAAGAAACACAAAAAAACUGUCAAUCUCCCUCGGCCUGGGGCUCCAUGCAAGAUCUCACCUCGUGGAGUUGCAAUGAUCAUGAGAACGGUGAGGAAUCAGCCCAGAACUACACUGGAGGAUCUUGUAAAUGAUCUCAAGGCAGCUGGGACCAUAGUCACCAAGAAAACAAUUGGUAACACACUACGCCGUGAAGGACUGAAAGGUCCCCCUGCUCAAGAAAGCACAUAUACAGGCCCGUCUGAAGUUUGCCAAUGAACAUCUGAAUGAUUCAGAGGAGAACUGGGUGAAAGUGUUGUGGUCAGAUGAGACCAAAAUCGAGCUCUUUGGCAUCAACUCAACUCGCCGUGUUUGGAGGAGGAGGAAUGCUGCCUAUGACCCCAAGAACACCAUCCCCACCGUCAAACAUGGAGGUGGAAACAUUAUGCUUUGGGGGUGUUUUUCUCCUAAGGGGACAGGACAACUUCACCGCAUCAAAGGGACGAUGGAUGGGGCCAUGUGCCGUCAAAUCUUGGGUGAGAACCUCCUUCCCUCAGCCAGGGCAUUGAAAAUGGGUCGUGGAUGGGUAUUCCAGCAUGACAAUGACCCAAAACACACGGCCAAGGCAACAAAGGAGUGGCUCAAGAAGAAGCACAUUAAGGUCCUGGAGUGGCCUAGCCAGUCUCCAGACCUUAAUCCCAUAGAAAAUCUGUGGAGGGAGCUGAAGGUUCGAGUUGCCAAACGUCAGGCUCGAAACCUUAAUGACUUGGAGAAGAUCUGCAAAGAGGAGUGGGACAAAAUCCCUCCUGAGAUGUGUGCAAACCUGGUGGCCAGCUACAAGAAACGUCUGACCUCUGUGAUUGCCAACAAGGGUUUUGCCACCAAGUACUAAGUCAUGUUUUGCAGAGGGGUCAAAUACUUAUUUCCCUCAUUAAAAUGCAAAUCAAUUGAUAACAUUUUUGACAUGCGUUUUUCUGGAUUUUGUUGUUGUUAUUCUGUCUCUCACUGUUCAAAUAAACCUACCAUUAAAAUUAUAGACUGAUCAUGUCUUUGUCAGUGGGCAAACGUACAAAAUCAUAUACUUUUUUCCCUCUCUGUAAACUUCCGACUUCAACUGUAGUAAAGAGUCCAUGUUAAUGCGGAAACGUACUCAACCAUACAUCUCAUUUGAAUGCCUGGCUAUUUUCACUCAGUCAGCAGUUUUUUCGUUUACAUUUACAUUUUAGUCAUUUAGCAGACGCUCUUAUCCAGAGCGACUUACAGGAGCAAUUAGGGUUAAGUGUCUUGCUCAAGGCAGGGCGAUAUGGCCAAAAUAUAUCACGGUAUUUAAAAAAUAUUUUACGGUAUGAUGGUAUUUGAUGUUUUUGAAUAAUACAAGUUAUAAAAUGAGUAGUGCAUGAUCCUAGGGUGGCAACACAUACAUUAUAAGUGAUUUCAAUGGGUCUUUCUCUAUUCUGAUUGUUUUAUACUGUUCAUUUCAACAUCAACCCAAAAUCACUUUCAGCAUUUUCAUAAAUAUUUGCAUUUCCUUCACUCAUUUGAGAUCAUUUCCAGAAUGCCAUGUAGGGCUGCACGAUAUGGGCAAACAAUCUAGACCUUAUUUUUAACCAAAUGUUGCAAUUGCGAUUUGACUUGCGAUUUUAGAGCAAAACACUUGGGUGAACUGUUGAAAUCAUGGAAAUAGAAUGAUUAUUUUAAUUCUAUAGUUAGAAUAUAAUAGUGGGCACGUUGAAUACAGUGUUCUUUGACAUGACAACGAAUGAAAAUGCCAGGGAGGAGUUAUUGUGACAGGGUAGGAAACAAAGUGUUGUGUUUCCUAGGGGACCCUAUAGUCUUUGUCUACAUUGAAUGUUUUCUCUUAGCUACUUCAUGUAGCUAACAUAUUCAUGCUUUGCGUUUUCUUCUUUGAUUUAGAAGAUACUGUUGCACAAACAACAUGCUGAUGUAGGUCUACACCCUCACUGGCAUUAUCAGGCUGCAUAGCUAGUUACGUUUGCUCUGACUCAUUUAUUAGCUAGCUAGCUAGCAAUUAGCAUUAGCGGCUAACAAGAUGUAGGCCAAACUUGCUAAACAAAGACAAACUAGCUGUUUGCAGAUGUAAUAAGCACAAACUAAUAGUGUAAUUAUAGAACGCUAGUGGAUUUAUAUUAAGAAGCAAAGUGAAAACAGCAUAGUUGUCAUCAACAUUGCUGCAUGUGCUGCAUUUUCGAGAUACCAAAAUUAAAGGCACCAGGAAGUGAUGGUUAUACCUCAGAAUUGUAUAAGCAGUUUGUAACUAUACUUUAACCAAUACUGCUUAGACUGUAUAAUACUUUGGGGGGAUCAUGAUAUUGUGAAUGGAACUACUGCUGAGGCAAUUAUCACACUCAUUCCUAAAGGGGAAAAAGACCUGUCUCAAUGCUCAGACCAUAGACCAAUCUCUUUACUAAAUGUUGAUUUUAAGAUACUUUCAAAAUUAUUAGCAAACAGACUUAGGAAAGUUAUUCACCCUUUGAUUUCAACUGAUCAGAUUGGUUUAAUUUCAAAUUGAUAUAGCUCCGAUAAUGCAAGGACAUUUUAUAAUAUGGUGCAUAGAGCUAAGAUGUUGCAGGUACCAGAUGUAUCACUUGAUGCUGAAAAAGCAUUUGAUCAAGUAGAGUGGAAAUAUUUAUUAUAUACAAUGGAAAGAUUUGGCUUUGGUCCUUUUUUUAGAAGAUGGGUUUCCAGUAUAUACAAUAGCCCUGGAGCAGCAGUUAUAACAAAUGGUAUGCACUCACUAACUGUAAGUCGCUCUGGAUAAGAGCGUCUGCUAAAUGACGUAAAUGUAAAUUUACCAUGUAGACUGAAUGCAAGUGUCUCGUGGUCGAGGAACAACAAAUGCGCUCCUUGAGUGACGGGGCGAGGCUAGGUCUGUGUGGAAAGCGGCAUAGAGAGAGAGUAGAGAGAGAUGACUCAAGUAGCGAAGUAAACUAUAAAAAUGGACGUUACAAACUGCUUAUCACAUUUAACAAGGCAAACAUUCAAAUAACGUUAUAGAAGGUAAAGUAAAAACCCAAACCAGUCCGUGCAUCAAUACCGGUAUAUCGUAAAAUACGGUAUUCAGCCCAGCCCUAGCUCCAGGGCACAUCGACAGAUUUUUCACCUUGUCAGCUGGGGGAUUCAAACCAGCAACCUUUCUGUUAUUAAAAAAUACAGAUAAAAACCCACCCUUAUGGAACAGUGCGGACUGUGAAGAGACACGCACAGACACACACAUGCUAACAUACGCACUAUACACACUCGUACACAUGGAUUUUGUAUUGUAGAUAUGUGGUAGUAGAGUAGUGGCCUGAGGGCACACACUUAAUGUGUUGUGAAAAGUGUUAUGAAAUGUAAUGUAGUAUUUUUAAUUGUAAAUAACUGCCUUAAUGUUGCUGGACCCCACUCUUAACCACUAGGCUAUCUGCCCUUGCCCUAUCUGUUCCACAACACAACAUUCUAAAACCGGCUAGUUUUGUGCCCUCUCGUCUUUCCUUAUAUCGGCUGUUAGAUGUGAUCCACGCUUACUUUUAUUUGACUGCAUAUAGGUCAAGUUUGUCGACAUAAAAAUGUUUUUAUUUUUUAUUAAAACGCUUAUGAUAGUUAUUUUAUUUACAUGACGGUCUUCAUCCAUAAUAGUCUGUUACACGAUUAUACAAUUACCGUGCCAGCCCUAGGAAAACGCAAGAUUUACAUUAGAUAAGUGCAACCUCAUCCUACUUGAACAUUGAACUCAACGAUCACACAUAUACACACCUGUUGCCAUUUAUGAUCAAUUCUCAUUUGAUUGACAGCUGGUUCUGGAGUUGUGUCGCUGUGAUGAUGAGUUGUGUCGCCCUGACACCGUCCAGCCACACCUGAACAGGAUAAGGAACUGUGUCUCCAAUCAGAAGGGAGAGGUGAGGACUGCUCAGAGAAGGAACCUUGAUUCUAAUUGCUCUAUUGGUAGUAGUGUGGUCCUUGUGACAUGGAACUUGGUGCUUAUAAUGUGGGUUUUAUUCCCUCAUUUGCCUCAAAAGGCUAAGUAUGUAAGGCAGUAUGUAUAUUUUCUAAAUGUCUAUAUACAGUAGAUCCACAGUGUUUUGGAAGUCUUGUUAUCCUAUGGCUAGUUUUAUUUACCCACUGUGCAUUAUUUCUGCAGGUUUCAGAUCCAAAGGUGGAAGCAUCAGAGGCCAGCUUCAUGAAGCUGAUUGAAACCCUGCUGGAGCAGCCAGAGGAGAGGGAACUCUUCUUCCAGGUCAGUGUCAUAGCAUGCUGGGGGAAAAAGUGACAUGAUUGCAUUUCACUGCUUCCAGGUCCAACCUGAUGCGAGAAUCAUAAUCAGUGAGCCCUUCCUUUCAAUGGAACCCAUUUUCUUGCCAUAGAUUGCAAACCAACAACCGUAUUUCCAGGCUUAUGUUAUUCAUACACGAUUUCUGUAUGUAGUGCCUUCAGAAAGUAUUCAUACCCCUUGGCCUAUUCCACAGUUUGUUGUUACAGCCUGAAUUCAAAAUUGAUUAAAUAGUAGUUUUUUUCUCAGCCAUCUACACACAAUACCCCAUAAAGACAAAGUGAAAACAUGUUUUUAGAAAUGUUUGCAAAUGUAUUGAAAAUGAAAUACAUACAUAUUCACACCCCUGAGUCAAUACUUUGUAGAAGCACCUUUGGCAGCGAUUACAGCUGUGAGGUCCCGUGUAGCUCAGUUGGUAGAGCAUGGCGUUUGCAACGCCAGGGUUGUGGGUUCGAUUCCCACGGGGGGCCAGUAUGAAAAUGUAUGCACUCACUAACUGUAAGUCGCUCUGGAUAAGUGCGUCUGCUAAAAUGUAAAUGUAGCUUUAAAUGUAAAUGUGAGUCUUUCUGGGUAAUUCUCUACCCAGUGGGCAUACGACGUGAUAAAGACGUCUUUUACUGGUUGAAAUCUGGUCUGGACAUAUAACCAGAUGAAGGUCAUGAAAAAUACAUCUUAUUUUGGUUAAUAUCAGGUUUUAAGUUUAAAUCUGAUUGAACUACUGACCAGUUAUCUAAAUGCUAUUCAAUUAAUAGAAACCAAUCUAUAUAAACAUGUGCAUAGUGUUUGUGGGCCAUGCAUUCAUUGCAUAUAAGACAGUAGAACCAUUACAAUUAUUAAAAUUUAGCACACUUGGCAAACAACAGCUGGCAGAGCGCACCAAAGCGGGUUAGGGUCUCGUGGCAUACUGUACCCAGUCAACACAAUGGGCUCGGGCUUAUUCCAUUUGAGACUCUGCAUUGACUCGGUCUCGGGGGGCUUCAUGUGGGCCGAGCUCUUCCCGAGUCCGGCAGAAUCAUAUUACUCUGGGCUCCGGCUAAUAGUACUCAGCCAAGUCUACUUCAGCUUAUCCGGUCCGAUUAACUUUUUCAGGAGUAGGGACAUUUGAGGUUUUUAUACGGCAGGUGAUGAACUAUUUACAAAAACAAAGAAAUGUGAUCAAUUUCACCUCCAAGUCAUUGAAUUUGCUAGGUCAUUAAAAGCUCAAAUGUAUUACUGUCUCUGUGGUCCUAUAGCUAUCAGAGAUGGUCCCUAAUUGAGAGAAUAUCCGAUACUCUAAAUGCUUUUGCUUUUAUUGAAGGCUAUGUUUUUCGUAGUUGCAGUCCACCCAAUUGAAAAGUGCACAUUCACUUCCAUAACAUUUGUUCUAGGCUACCAGCAUGUAAGAUAAACAGGCACAAUAAUACAGGAUACCCUUAAAAAAUGUCACUGCUGUUAUAAUGCAGUAAAACUGUGGUACAAUGAAAUAAUGGUUGUUUAAUUAGUAAUAUCUGGUAGCUUGCUGUAUGUGUUGGCUUUCUAAUGGUAGUCUUUUGUCUGUGUUAGCUAAUUGUACUGUUUAUUGUGCUGCACAUUUUCUUCUGUUCCACUGAAUGCUGUUUUGAUGUUCUAUUUUGACUAACAAAAUGUGUUUUCAGAAUUUAACAAAUAACACGUGGGCCUAUGUCUUUUAUUUCAAUAUCCUACUACAAUCCACCAGGAUUUACAAAACCCUAUUUUUAUCGCAUUUAUUUCCAUCAAUAAUUAAUCCAAAAUGAUUGCACCUGAAUUUGACCCUGAAAAUAUGACUAUAAUAUUUUUCCUUAAAGCUUUUAAGCAAUUAACAUAAUGUGUGCAGUAAUUGUAUUUUAAUUUCAGUAGCUAAGUUAGGAGGUAGGCAUAUCAGUUCCAGCUAAAACUUGGAUUGGAAUCUAUCCUUCACGCACAGCAAUAGAUCUCUGCGCGCAGGCAGCCUGCUCGAGCGCAUAGGUCAACAUUCCAUAUGUUAGUUGGGACAGAGCGCCCUUUAGGCUACACAACAACACAGUGGGAAAACAACAACAGUUUUCUUGAAAUGUAGACAAACAACAUCUAAAAGAUGUGCCUGCUAAGUGGUAGUCCCUGUUCUCCUGCAGUCUUGUUUUACUUUUGUAAGUAAAGCAGUGGUUUGUUGGGGAGAAGAACGUCAAGGAAAGAUUUGCUAGCUAGCUAAAUUAGCUGGCUAAUUCUAACGUUAGCUCUCUGGCUAAUCUCCAUGGACAUGGUAAGUUUUUAUUUAACAUUUUGUAGGCGUUGGUUCUAGCUAGCUAACAUUUUGACAUUUUGAUAUCUGUUUAGUUAAUGAUAGUAAACGUGUGUGUGUGUGUGUUCUCUGCGUGUGUGUGAGAGAUUAUGAUAACUUUGUCAUGUUAGCUAUGAGUGUGUGUUCUGUGUGAGGGGGGGAGAGAUGAUGAUUAUGAUCGCAAUAACUUAUGGAAAACAUUGUCAUCAUGUCAACAUUGUGUGAGAGCGAGAGAUGGUACAUGAAUACACAUAUAGGAAACGUGUGUGUGUGUGUGUGUGUGUGAAACAUGUACCACCAAUAUGGAUGUUUAGACUUUCUUGAUUCAUCAGAGAUCCUUGUAUUUUUGUGUAUUUUGUAUUUGACAAUAUGAUACAUUUUGCCUGUCUUUGCUCCCCCUCAACACUCAUUCUAACAUUACACCUCUCAACUGUCUUUUUCAAUUCUCGAUUCUCUUUUUUUGCAGGAAUCUUCUAGCUUGGAUGGAAGGAUGGAGGAGGGAACAAAGAGGAGGAGUACAGAAGUUAUCCAGUCUGCUGACUAAGAAUGCAAAUAGCCUAUGUUUUGCUGUCUAUCUCUAUCCGUCUGUCUGCCUGACUGCUGAGGGGCAACAAAGUCAAUGCACUUGCUAGGCUAAGUCUAACUUUGUAAAGACCUUAGGUAAUGAUUAAUCAUGAUCUGUUUUUCUUUACAGUUCCUGAAACAUGUCAAUGACUUGAUGCAUGGCCUCUACAGCAGUGCUUGGCCACCCACCAAGUUACCAGUGACCUAUUCUGCCACAUCCCAGGGGAGAGCAGAACCACCCCUCCUUAAAUCAAUAGUAAUUGACAGUGUGCAAAAUGUUAGUUUUUUCCGGUUUGAUACUCUGAUCUUCAGUGUGUAUUGAUUCCUACCAACCAGCUUUGUAACGAUUAGGUUUGUGCUAGCUAUGCUGAUGAUCAUUAACUUUUUUCAUUGCAUCAGGUCUCACUGAGACUGGAUUCCCCAAGAGACAUGCUAUUCAGCUGCCUAUUUAGCUGCCCAUUAUUGCCUGAUCUUACACUCUUAGGAAAAGAAAGGUGGUAUUGAGAACCUUAGUGUUCAUCAGCUGUCCCCAUAUGAGAACCCUUUGAAGAACCCUUUUUUGUUCCAGGUAGAAGUAUUAUAGAUUUCAUGUAGAACCCUUUCCAUAGAGAGUUAUACAUGGAACCCAAACGGGUUCUACCUGGAACCAAAAAUGGUUCUACAUGGAACCAAAAAGGGUUAUCCUAUGGGGACAGCCGAAGAACCCUUUUGGAACCCUUUUUUCUCAGUGUAGUGUAAGUAGAUCCAAUUGAAGUAGCACUAAUAGCAAUAAUAUAAGUUUGUAAAGCUGACUCCCUUGGUGAGUCAUGUAAAGUUUCUCCCAUUUCUGUUUUGCUCACUUAAACUCAAACGUGCGCAGUUGCAUAGAAGAGGAAGAGAUUUGGAAUCACACCCAUUUCUAACAAUGCUUGUUGCAGGAAUGAUAUGACAGACAGAACUUUUGAACAAGAUAAUAUUUUGUCUCUAUUGCCUCUUUACACAUACUUUUUACUAUUUUUAGAGAUGAGUUAAUGAUAAUUAUCUAACUACAGUCUACUUUUGAUAUCCUCUUCUUAAAAUGUUUGAAAUUGAUGACCAAUGAAUUAAUGUCCCACUUCAAUAUGAGGGGACAGAAGAGCAAACAUGCCUUUGCUACCACCUUUAGUAGAUUCUGACUGUUAAAGAUAUUUUACUGUGCGUUACUCUUCUGUCGUGUCCUGCAUGCCCACAUUAUGCCAAUCAUUAAUUCAUUUUCUUCUCUUUUUACCGUAAGUAUCAUGAAAAGCCAGAAAACUCAGGAGGUUGGUGUGUUGCGGGCCCUCUGGAAAGUCUUCAAAUAUUCCCAUGACCGCUGUGGUGGAGAAGGACGCAAAGUAUGUACAGUGGGGGGAAAAAGGGUAUUUAGUCAGCCACCAAUUGUGCAAGUUCUCCCACUUAAAAAGAUGAGAGGCCUGUAAUUUUCAUCAUAGGUACACGUCAACUAUGACAGACAAAUUGAGAGAAAAAAAAUCCAGAAAAUCACAUUGUAGGAUUUUUAAUGAAUUUAUUUGCAAAUUAUGGUGGAAAAUAAGUAUUUGGUCACCUACAAACAAGCAAGAUUUCUGGCUCUCACAGACCUGUAACUUCUUCUUUAAGAGGAUCAUCUGUCCUCCACUCGUUACCUGUAUUAAUGGCACCUGUUUGAACUUGUUAUCAGUAUAAAAGACACCUGUCCACAACCUCAAACAGUCACACUCCAAACUCCACUAUGGCCAAGACCAAAGAGCUGUCAAAGGACACCAGAAACAAAAUUGUAGACCUGCACCAGGCUGGGAAGACUGAAUCUGCAAUAGGUAAGCAGCUUGGUUUGAAGAAAUCAACUGUGGGAGCAAUUAUUAGGAAAUGGAAGACAUACAAGACCACUGAUAAUCUCCCUCGAUCUGGGGCUCCACGCAAGAUCUCACCCCGUGGGGUCAAAAUGAUCACAAGAACGGUGAGCAAAAAUCCCAGAACCACACGGGGGGACCUAGUGAAUGACCUGCAGAGAGCUGGGACCAAAGUAACAAAGCCUACCAUCAGUAACACACUACGCCGCCAGGGACUCAAAUCCUGCAGUGCCAGACGUGACCCCCUGCAUAAGCCAGUACAUGUCCAGGCCCGUCUGAAGUUUGCUAGAGUGCAUUUGGAUGAUCCAGAAGAGGAUUGGGAGAAUGUCAUAUGGUCAGAUGAAACCAAAAUAGAACUUUUUGGUAAAAACUAAACUCAUCGUGUUUGGAGGACAAAGAAUGCUGAGUUGCAUCCAAAGAACAGCAUACCUACUGUGAAGCAUGGGGGUGGAAACAUCAUGCUUUGGGGCAGGACGACUGAUCCGUGUAAAGGAAAGAAUGAAUGGGGCCAUGUAUCGUGAGAUUUUGAGUGAAAACCUCCUUCCAUCAGCAAGGGCAUUGAAGAUGAAACGUGGCUGGGUCUUUCAGCAUGACAAUGAUCCCAAACACACCGCCCGGGCAACGAAGGAGUGGCUUCGUAAGAAGCAUUUCAAGGUCCUGGAGUGGCCUAGCCAGUCUCCAGAUCUCAACCCCAUAGAAAAUCUUUGGAGGGAGUUGAAAGUCUGUGUUGCCCAGCGACAGCCCCAAAACAUCACUGCUCUAGAGGAGAUCUGCAUGGAGGAAUGGGCCAAAAUACCAGCAACAGUGUGUGAAAACCUUGUGAAGACUUACAGAAAACAUUUGACCUGUGUCAUUGCCAACAAAGAGUAUAUAACAAAGUAUUGAGAAACUUUUGUUAUUGACCAAAUACUUAUUUUCCACCAUAAUUUGCAAAUAAAUUCAUUAAAAAUCCUACAAUGUGAUUUUCUGGAUUUUUUUCUCUCAAUUUGUCUGUCAUAGUUGACGUGUACCUAUGAUGAAAAUUACAGGCCUCUCUCAUCUUUUUAAGUGGGAGAACUUGCACAAUUGGUGGCUGACUAAAUACUUUUUUCCCCCACUGUAUAUGAGCAAGUUGCUCUUUUUUGAAGACAUCUCUAAGCUAUAACUGUCACAAACUUCUUCAACUAGUACCAUGGAAAUACUUUUAGCCAGCUGAGUCCACAAAGUUUCUUCAAUAAUGUCAUUUUCUAGUUUGCUUUUAAAAUCUCAAAUUGAUUAAGUUGUAAUGUGCUGAUUGUCUUAACUGCAGAUCUGACCCAUCACACGACUCUUCAAGAGGGCCACUACGCUCCAGUUUGGCUUCUGUGCUCAGAGCUUCAUGAUGAGGAUCUACCCAACCACACCACUCUUAUUAAUCAUUAAUCAAAUAAAACAAUGGGCCUUUAUAUACUCCGUGUCCCAGUCUUUCUAUACAUACAUUUACAUUUACAUUUUAGUCAUUUAGCAGACGCUCUUAUCCAGAGCGACUUACAGGAGCAAUUAGGGUUAAGUGCCUUGCUCAAGGGCACAUUAACGUCAUUUAGUAGACGCUCUUAGCCAGAGCGACUCACAAAUUGGUGCGUUCACCUAUAGCCAGUGGGAUAACCACUUUAACAAUUGGGGGGGGGGGGGUAGAAGGAUUCCUUUAUCCUAUCCCAGGUAUUCCUUAAAGAGGUGGGGUUUCAAAUGUCUCCGGAAGGUGGUGAGUGACUCCGCUGUCCUGGCGUCGUGAGGGAGCUUGUUCCACCAUUGGGGUGCCAGAGCAGCGAACAGUUUUUGACUGGGCUGAGCGGGAACUAUGCUUCCGCAGAGGAAGGGGAGCCAGCAGGCCAGAGGUGGAUGAGCGCAAUGCCCUCGUUUGGGUGUAGGGACUGAUCAGAGCCUGAAGGUACAGAGGUGCCGUUCCCCUCACUGCUCCAUAGGCAAGCACCAUGGUCUUGUAGCGGAUGCGAGCUUCAACUGGAAGCCAGUGGAGUGUGCGGAGGAGGGGGGUGACGUGAGAGAACUUGGGAAGGUUGAACACCAGACGGGCUGCGGCAUUCUGGAUGAGUUGUAGGGGUUUAAUGGCACAGGCAGGGAGGCCAGCCAACAGCGAGUUGCAGUAGUCCAGACGGGAGAUGACAAGUGCCUGGAUUAGGACCUGUGCCGCUUCCUGUGUAAGGCAGGGUCGUACUCUCCGAAUGUUGUAGAGCAUGAACCUGCAGGAGCGGGUCACCGCCUUGAUGUUGGCGGAGAACGACAGGGUGUUGUCCAGGGUCACGCCUAGGCUCUUCGCACUCUGGGAGGAGGACACAGCGGAGUUGUCAACCGUGAUGGCGAGAUCAUGGAACGGGCAGUCCUUCCCCGGGAGGAAGAGCAGCUCCGUCUUGCCAGGGUUCAGCUUGAGGUGGUGAUCCGUCAUCCAUACUGAUAUGUAUGGAUGACGGAUCACUAUACAUGUAAUGUCUGUGAGACAAUUACUGUAAUGUCUGUGAAACAAUUACUGUAAAUUGUAGAUUUGUUUUUGCCAUUGCUUGAUCUAUUUUAAAUAUAAGAAUAUGUUGCAGAUUAACUUUAAUUGGUGACUAUGGAAAUAAAUAGAAAUGUAAUGAGCAAUUUUUUCAAUAUCCAACUUUAUCCUCUGCAAUACUUUUUACAGUACACUCUUAGAAAAAAAGGUGCUAUCUAGAACCUAAAAGGGUUAUUCGGCAGUUCCCAUAGGAUAACCCUUUGAAUAGCUCUUUUUGGUUUCAGGUAGAACCCUUUUCGGUUCAAUGUAGGACCCUUUCCACCGGGGGUUCUACAUGGAAACCAAAAGGGUUCUAUGUGGAACCAAAAAGGCUUCUCCCUGGAACUAAAAAGACUUCUCCUAUGGGGACAGCCGAAUAACCCAUUUGGAAUCCUUUUUUCUAAGAGUGUAGGUAAUAAGCUGUAGUCAGGUGGUCAUUACCAGGUUAUGACCAGUAGGCUACAUAAUAUAGAAGCACAUAAUAUAGUGGUCAGAAUUAUGACCAGCUGGUCAGAUGGAGUUCACAGUUAUGACCAACUGGUCAUGUGGUGGUCAAUAAAAAUACAUUAAAAAAACUUCAUUUUUCAACCGGUUUCGACCAGAAUAAGACGUCAUAAAAAUAAGUCAUACUGACGUAUUUUUAACCAGGUUUUGCCCACUGGAUUGUGCAAAAUUUAUUUAUUUAUUUUUAAGCUCUGUCAAAUUGGUUGUUGAUCAUUGCUAGACAACCAUUUUCAGGUCUUGCCAUAGAUUUUCAAGUAGAUUUAAGUCAAACUGUAACUCGGUCACUUGGGAACAUUCACUGUCUUCUUGGUAAGCAAGUCCAGUGUAGAUUUGACCUUGUGUUUUAGGUUAUUGUCCUGCUGAAAGGUGAAUUCAUCUCCCAGUGUCUGGUGGAAAGCAGACUGAACCAGGUUUUCCUCUAGGAUUUUGCCUGUGCUUAGCUCCAUUCCAUUUCUUUUUUAUCCUGUAAAACUCCCCAGUCCUUAACGAUUACAAGCAUACCCAUAACAUGAUGCAGCCACCACUAUGCUUGAAAAUACAGAGAGUGGUACUCGGUAAUGUGUUGUAUUGGAUUUGCCCCAAACGUAACACUUUGUUUUCAGGACAAAAAGUGAAUUACUAAGCCAAUUAUUUUUACAGUGUUACUUUAGUGCCUUGUUGCAAACAGGAUGCAUGUUUUGGAAUAUUUGUAUUCUGUACAGGCUUCCUUAUUUUCCCUCUGUCAAUUAGGUUAGUAUUGUGGAGUAACUACAAUGUUGUUGGUCCAUCCGCAGUUUUCUCUUAUCACAGCCAUUAAACUCUGUAACUGUUUUAAAGUCACCAUUGGCCUCAUGGUGAAAUCCCUGAGCGGUUUCCUUCCUCUCCGGCAACUGAGUUAGGAAGGACGUCUGUAUCUUUGUAGUGAUUGGGUGUAUUGAUACACCAUCCAAAGUGUAAUUAAUAACUUCACCAUGCUCAAAGGGAUACUCAAUGUUUGCUUUUUUUAUUUUUACCCAUCUACCGAUAGGUGCCAUCCUUUGCGAGGCAUUGGAAAACCUCCCUGGUCUUUGUGGUUGAAUCUGUAUUUGAAAUUCACUGCUUGACUGAGGUACCUUACAGAUAAUUGUAUGUGUUGGGUACAGAGAUGAGGUAGUCAUUCAAAAAUCAUGUUAAACACUAACAUUGCACACAGAGUGAGUCCAUGCAACUUAUUAUGUGACUUGUUAAGCACAUUUUUACUUCUGAACUUAUUUAGGCUUGACAUAACUAAGGGGUUGACUACUUAUUGAUGCAAGACAUUUAAGCUUUUCAUUUUUAAUUAAUUUGUACAAAUAAAUAAAUAGUUCCACUUUAAUAUUAUGGGGUAUUGUGUGUAGACCAGUGACAACAUAAUCUCAAUUUAAUCAAUUUAAAAUUCAUGCUGUAACACAACAAAAUUUGGAAAAAGUUAAGGGGUGUGAAUACUUUCUGAAGGCACUGUAUGUACAUUCUACUGUCAUCUGAUUGUCCUGUUUAUUAGAAUGUUUUUCCAGAGGAGUAUGGCCCCAAGUAUGACUCAACACUGCAGAUUCUUGUGUGGGAGUUCCUGUCCAGACUGGAGAAACUGAUUCCUGCUCCAAACCUUAAACAGGUAUUAUUAUUCUGUACAUCAUCUGAGGUAUGCAUUAGGGAUGGCCAUUUGAAAGAAUGUCUGUGUUCGAGUACUCUCAUAUUAUAAUCUUUUGAGUACUCAAGUAUGGUAUGCUAUCGGUUGCUCUAAUUUCUGGUUGUUCUGAUAAGGAAAUUUAACAUAUUUUCACUGCACUUAACACACUCCACAAACAAUUGACACAUCUUAGAGUUUGUAAUUUUGUCAGUGCUUAUACAUUUAACCUGCUUAAUAGUAGAAUUUUGUACGUUUUAAGUAUUUGUAUUAGAUUAUUAGCAAUCGAAUACACUCCUUGGAUUAGUACUCACGCCCAUCCCUAGUAUGAAUGCGGCUUUCAGGAAAGAAUGUGUCCCAAAGUGCCUCUCAUUCCAAACAGAACCUUGAAACACCAUUUUGAUAUGGAAUAGGUUAUAGGUAAGUUAGGUCUUAGGAGCAGGAUUAGACACUACCACUUCCACACUCCUUCCCCAGGUGGCAGCAGCAACCAGGUCCAGGUGCUCUGUCAAGCCUUGAUAAAGUGCACAGGUGGGCGCAAUCAGGUUGAUUGGCAUUCAGUGAGGAGAGGUGGCCAGUUAAUAUCUUUAGUUUGGCAUGCCUUUUUGUAGUUUAGUAUUUUUCAACAUUUAUUUUGUCACUAUGAACAACGAAUACUAAUCUGCUUGGACUGUCCGACCAAGAGGUCGUGGAUCCCGGUAAAAUUUGCUGUCUCCUAUGGUCCUCUGUAGCUCAGCUGGUAGAGCACGGCGCUUGUCACGCUAAGGUAGUGGGUUCGAUCCCCGGGACCACCCAUACACAAAAAAAAAAAUGUAUGCACGCAUGACUGCUAAAUGACAUAUUAUUAUUAUUAUUAUAUUAUACAACACGGUCCUCAUACGCUGAUUUCUCACAUAGAUGCACAUCAUAAAUCCGGUUACAGACCAGUUAAAUAGGCCUAAGUCCCCUAGACCUAGCGAGAGCAGCAAUAUUAGCAGGCUAGUUAAUUGGUUUUGUAACAAUUGUAACUUUCUCCAUCUCUUAGACUGCAUCGUGGCUUAGCCUUGCUCCUGCUCUCUUAGAGGAGUGUGUGCAGUCUGUGGCUCACCCUGAGCCAUUACAGGCAGUCCUCCGUCACCAUAAAAAUGAACAUCACUUAGACACCAAUGGUAGGUGGGGUACAGGAUUUGGAAAUAAUUUACCUGCCUGUUUGCCUGAAUUUAUUUUAUUUGUUAAAGAAAACGCGGCUGUCCUAAUAUUUCAAUAUUUACCGGUGGAAAUGCAGGAAAUUAAGAUAACUUAUAAUUGAUCAGUAAUUGCUGAUGUUAACCUGUGAUGGUCUCUCUCCUUUUCUAGCUCUAAGGUCCACUGGUGGUGACUACAUCCUCUCUUCACUGUCUUUCCCUUCCUCUGUGAAGGAAGAAAUUGCCUCUUACCAAGCAGGCCCAGAGAAACCGUCCUAUCCCACCAUGCAGGGAUAUCAAACCCUUUUCCCAUGUGAUGAACCAGGGAUGAGCUGGGACUGCAGAAUGGCAGAUUGUAGGGUCUGGACUGUAAAUCAACCAGCUGUUUCUGCUUCUGUGGAGGUAGAGGUCAAGACUAUAGAGGAUGCCACUGAGAUAACCGUUAAACGCAAGACAAUAAACAAAGAGAUGAUCAAAGAGACCAGGAGAGAUAAAGCUGUUCUCUGCCCUCAGACCCGCAGCGGGCUGAAAACCAGCCGCUUGACCGCUUCCUGUCUGCGCCGUCAACCCGUACUGCGGUUGAACAGGCUUGACAUUAGCAAUAUGCCGUUACCCAAGUCCUUGCUAACACUGAUUCUAAGGAGAGGGAGACUGCAGGCUGAGACAAGACGCCCAGGACCGAAAGGAAUUGACAGAAAGAAAAAACGGAGAAGAGGUCGUGGUAUUACAAAUGAGAAGAUUGAAAUGCACACACUUGACAUAAGCGAUAUGCCGCUACCCAAAUCCUCGCUAACACUGACGCUAAAGAGAGGGGUACUGCUGGAUGAGCCGACGAGUUCCCAAGUACAGAAAAAAAGAGGCAGGAAGAAAGGAAAGAAAAUAGGACCUGGUACCACCAGAUUAAAGAUCGAGAAGAUUGGAGCACACACGCUUGACAUUAGCGAUAUGCCAUUACCCAAGCCCUCACUAAAACUGAUUAUAAGGAGAGGGAAACUGCAGGCGGAGGCAACGGGUUCUCAAGGGGGGAAAAAAAGGGGCAGAAAGAAAAAAUGGAGAAGAGGAUGUGGUGUCAAAAAUGAGGGUGUGAAAAGAGAGCGGUCACCUGAAACUGAGUGAGUGUCCGCUGUGGAACAGAGGUAUUCAAAUCCAGGCCUCAAGGUCUGCAGUGCUGCUGGUUUUCUUUUCUCCCAGGUAGUAAAUGUAUUUAUUAAUAUCAGUGAUUGUUCAGAGAAUACACUCAACUAGUGUACAGAGGAUUGAAUCCUGAUUCGAGGGGUAUUGGGGAAAAGAUUAAAACCAGCAGUGAUGCAGACCUCAGCCCAGAUUUGAAGUAGUAGCGGUUACUAGUAGUUGCUAGGACCUUGGCAGUGAACUUACUCAUUGAAAACUGACUUUCAUUUUGGUCUCUUCUCAGGGAAGAAGCUGAACCAUCAGAUAAUGAACUUUGGACCACUGUCAAUACAGGGGUCACUCUCAAUGAAAGGGCCACUGACGAUGAAUCUGGUAAGAAAAGUUCCUUAGUGAGUGUAGAGCAGUGAACGUCAAGAUCCUUAGAUAUGCAAAACUCCUGAAUAAAGAAGAAUAAACUAUAAAUGACAGCCUUAAAGAUGCAGAGAAAGUGGUUACUAGACCGAAAUGUCCAUGAUACUCUCUUGCGAGUUCAGUAAACACUUUCCCUGCAUCUAUUAGGCUGCAGUACCUUGUUAUUUAUUUGAGAAGUUCCAUAUCUCUUCACUGCAUUAAAUGGGCACAGUAUUGAGAUUUGUUCAAAUGUGGUCUAGUCUAUUUUUAUCAAGCACUGAAUCUGUCUUACUUGUUCUCUUUGACUGAGUUAUGUCGAUAUAUGGAUGUCUUGCUCACUUCUCUCUUUUCAACACUAGGUGGAGUCCAUGCUUCUCUUCAUUGCCCAUCAUCUCAUAAGAGGGAGGAGGAACAGCCCAUACAGACCUUUCACUCAGAGGAGCACAGUGGUCAUAUGGCCGAAGCGCAGAACAGAGAAGAACUCCCAGAGAUGGUACCUCAGGACUCACUAACUCCUGAGCCAUCCAACACCUCUCACAAAAUUCACUCAGAGGAGCACAGUGUUCAGUUGGCCGAAGCGCAGAACAGAGAAGAACUCCCAGAGAUGGUACCUCAAGACUCACUAACACCUGAGCCACCCAACACCUCUCACAAAAUUCACUCAGAGGAGCACAGUGUUCAGUUGGCCGAAGCGCAGAACAGAGAAGAACUCCCAGAGAUGGUACCUCAAGACUCACUAACACCUGAGCCACCCAACACCUCUCACAAAAUUCACUCAGAGGAGCACAGUGUUCAGAUGGCCGAAGCGCAGAACAGAGAAGAACUCCCAGAGAUGGUACCUCAGGACUCACUAACACCUGAGCCACCCAACACCUCUCACAAAAUUCACUCAGAGGAGCACAGUGUUCAGAUGGCCAAAGCGCAGAACAGAGAAGAACUCCCAGAGAUGGUACCUCAGGACUCACUAACUCCUGAGCCAUCCAACACCUCUCACAAAAUUAACUCAGAGGAGCACAGUGGUCAUAUGUUCGAAGCGCAGAACAGAGAAGAACUCCCAGAGAUGGUUCCUCAGGAUUUACUAACUCCUGAGCCAUCCAACACCUCUCACAAAAUUCACUCAGAGGAGCACAGUGUUCAGAUGGCCGAAGCGCAGAACAGAGAAGAACUCCCAGAGAUGGUACCUCAGGACUCACUAACACCUGAGCCAUCCAACACCUCUCACAAAAUUAAUUCAGAUGAGCACAGUGGUCAUAUGGCCGAAGGGCAGAACGUAGAAAUUAUUUUAGAGAGUGUACCUAAUGAUUUACUAACUGAGAUUGUACUUCAGGACUCAUUAACUCCUGAGCCAUCCAACAGCUCGCACAAAAGAAGCCAACGCGUCAAAGCAUGCUCUUUCUGUGGCAAGACUUUCACUGACACACUGGGCUUGACAAGACACAUGCGAUCUCACAUUGAGCAGAGGUCACACCAAUGCACCCAGUGUGGGCAAGACUAUGAGUCCAGUGAGGACUUAGAGGAACAUCAGAAGAGUAGCUGUGAGGAGAAGAUAAAAAAAGACAGUGGUGGGGAAACUGUCCAGCAAAAAACAGAUCUGAAAAGAGACAAAAAACCUGAUCUGAAAGCAGACAAUAAACCUGACCUGAAAGGACAAACAAAAGGCCGCGCCAUAAAGUGCCAUGUGUGCGGGAAAAUAACUACUCGUAUGCUGGGUUUGCGAAGGCACCUUCUACUUCACUUCAACAAUGGCGCAUACAAAUGCCCUGUGUGUCCAACAACUUUUAUAACAAAUGCUGAUUUGAGAUCGCACCUGAGAUUGAAAAGAUCUUGUAGGGAGAAAUGUUCUGAUGAAGUAAUUAAUACCAAAGUCCAUCUCCAAUCCAACCCUGGUGAGUACAAGUGUCCUUACUGUGGGGACACUUUCCAGCUACCACAUGAUCUGAAAGGACACACAAAAGACUGUUCCAGAAAGUGUCAUGUGUGUGGGAAAACAACUUUGAAGCCAUGCGGCAUGCGAAGGCACAUGUUAAGACACACCAACAAUGGCCCCUACAAGUGCCCAGUGUGUCCAAGGACUUUUAUAUCCCAUACUGAUUUGAAGAUGCACCUGAAAAAAAAUAAACAAUGUAGGGAGAAAUGUUCUGAUGUGAUGGUGAAGGAAAUUACUGUCAUCAAUAGAUGGUAGAUGUGGGAAAAAUGAAACAGGAGUCAUAAGCUGCCAACAACCAAGCUCCAGCAACGCAGGCGGGCCUUCGAAGAGUAUUGAAAAGUUAUUUGAACAGUUCUCUUAUGACUUUCAGCAAUCUGAUAACAGCAGGAGUAGUGACGUGAACCUGAAUAGCCUUGAUGAAGACUACAGUCAGUCUACAGUCAGUCAAUACCAACCCAUGAAGGAUGUUGACUUGAAUAUCCUCCAUGACGACUACAGUCAGGAGAUCAGUCAAAACCAACCCAUUACGGAUGUUGACUUGAAUUGCCUCCAUGAAGCCUCCAUGAUGACCACUGAAAACUACAGUGAUGAGAUCAGUCAAUACCAACCCAUGAAGGACGUUGACCCAGAGAAGGACAGAAAGUCUGUGAAUGAUUCAGGGGUAAAUGAGAUGCCCAAUGACAAAGAACCAAUCUCAACCAACGGCUUAACAGGGAAGCAGGUGUCCCAGACUGACCCAAGGCCUCUCCAGGAUUCUCAACCAGAGACGAGCGGAGAAGUGAAGACCGAGAUACAGGUGAUACCGUAAUCGACAAUAGAUACGACAAUACUAAAGGUUUUAAGGAAAUGCAGGGCUCCAGACUAAUAUUUUCCGCUGAUGGCACUGGUGCCACUAACUUUUUCAGUUUUUUUCGCAGUAUCACAUAGAGCCGGACGAUAUGGACAAAAAUCCGUAACGCGAUAAAUUGCCUGAAUUGAUGCGAUAACAAUAAAUAGAACGAUAAGUUUAAAACAAUGUGCACCAUUUGUUUUCUCUUUUCUUUAAACUACUACUAGUUUGAUGGUUUUAGCAUCAAUUAUUCCAUAUUAGCAAACUUAUUUCAAUAAUAAAUACAUGUAAUUUAUGAAGUCAGUCAUUCACAAUGCUUUAUCAAGAAGUUUAAUAGACUACUGAGACGGUAUUCAAUAAAUAGGUUGUUACAUCUAACAUAUCCAAGCAGGAAUGCAUGAUUCAAAAUAUUUUGAUAUCCAACCUAAUCCAUUGAUUGUCAUUUGGGUUGACAAUUAGGCUAUUUGUGUUAUAUUUGACUGUCAAAAUAGGGCUUUAGAAUGUUCAUAUUUUUUCGUUCAAUAGAGAUGAAUUUGUCUUCAUCAUCGUCAUGUGUAAUAUUAUAUAUAGCCUAGGCCUAAUUCAAUUGGUACUAAUUCACCACCUGAGGAAGUGGAAACUCAAAAUGCAUUAGAUAGAUCACAUUAGCUAGAACUCUACAUAUAACACCUACUGCUAGUAGCCAUGUAUUAAUCUAACAGUAAAUGUAAUGUCCUAAAAAAAACUUUGCAAUGAGGCCUAGUGCACUCGUGAUUGCCGAUGCACAAUUUUGCACGCUCCGUGUUUCAAAGCCAUAUCAGAUAUCUUGAUUGUAAAACAGUGUGCUUUGAGCUCAGUAACGAUAGUUGAGAAAUAAAAGUAUACCUACAGAAAGCUGAGACACUCCUCACUUUAAUAUGGACAACUAGUUGCUCCCAAAGUUGUUUCUUUCCCGCAAUUGCAUUUUGAAGUGGUAUACAAUCACGAGGGGCGAGAGAGAGUGUGAGAAGCUAGCUCGUUACAGCCGGCCCCAGUGAAACAGGCAGGCAGGGCAGAUAAUUUACUUUACUGUUUAACAAAUUCAUAGUUAUAUCUGCCUAAAAAAUAGGAUGUUUUGAUUGACUUGACCAGGUAGAAUGUUCAGCUUGCACCAGUGCGACCAAUUAUUUGUUUUUACUUGCACAGCCAAGUCAAAGGGACUAAAUGGUCACAGUCUGGAGCCCUGAAAUGAUGGACAACAAUGGCUUUCAACCCCUUUUCCUAUAAUGCAUUGGUGUUAGCAGAUGUGUAGAUACUCGAAAAUGUAAGGAAUAUGGCGGUAGCUCUCCUAAACCUGGGCCCCUAUUCACAAAGUGUCUCAGAAUAGGAGUGCUGCUCUAGGAUCAGUUUUGCCUUUCAGAUCAUAAUAAAUAAGACCUGAUCUUAGAUCAGCACUCGUACUCUGAGAAGCUUUAGAAUCUAGGGCCCUGAUUGGAAGGCAAAUGGAGCACCAACAUGUUGCUAUAACGGAGUGUAUUCCACAAACUCUGGGGGUUGCCUCUGGACCGGGCUGAAGUGCCGUUCCUUAUUUUUGUAUUAUUAUAUUUAAACAAAUAACUUCAUGUCAAAAUGUAACUACUAUAUACAGUGAGGGGAAAAAGUAUUUGAUCCCUGCUGAUUUUGUACGUUUGCCCACUGACAAAGAAAUUAUCAGUCUAUAAUUUUAAUGGUAGGCUUUAACAGUGAGAGACAGAAUAACAACAAAAAAUUCCAGAAAAACGCAUGUAAAAAAUGUUAUAAAUUGAUUUGCAUUUUAAUGAGGGAAAUAAGUAUUUGACCCCCCUCUCAAUCAGAAAGAUUUCUGGCUCCCAGGUGUCUUUUAUACAAGUAAUGAGCUGAGAUUAGGAGCACACUCUUAAAGGGAGUGCUCCUAAUCUCAGUUUGUUACCUGUAUAAAAGACACCUGUCCACCAGAAGCAAUCAAUCAAUCAGAUUCCAAACUCUCCACCAUGGCCAAGACCAAAGAGCUCUCCAAGGAUGUCAGGGACAAGAUUGUAGACCUACACAAGGCUGGAAUGGGCUACAAGACCAUCGCCAAGCAGCUUGGUGAGAAGGUGACAACAGUUGGUGCGAUUAUUCGCAAAUGGAAGAAACACAAAAGAACAGUCAAUCUCCCUCGGCCUGGGGCUCCAUGCAAUAUCUCACCUCGUGGAGUUGCAAUGAUCAUGAGAACGGUGAGGAAUCAGCCCAGAACUACACGGGAGGAUCUUGUCAAUGAUCUCAAGGUAGCUGGGACCAUAGUCACCAAGAAAACAAUUGGUAACACACUACGCCGUGAAGGACUGAAAUCCUGCAGCGCCCGCAAGGUCCCCCUGCUCAAGAAAGCACAUAUACAGGGCCGUCUGAAGUUUGCCAAUGAACAUCUGAAUGAUUCAGAGGAGAACUGGGUGAAAGUGUUGUGGUCAGAUGAGACCAAAAUCGAGCUCUUUGGCAUCAACUUAACUCGCCGUGUUUGGAGGAGGAGGAAUGCUGCCUAUGACCCCAAGAACACCAUCCCCACCGUCAAACAUGGAGGUGGAAACAUUAUGCUUUGGGGGUGUUUUUCUGCUAAGGGGACAGGACAACUUCACUGCAUCAAAGGGACGAUGGACGGGGCCAUGUACCGUCAAACCUUGGGUGAGAACCUCCUUCCCUCAGCCAGGGCAUUGAAAAUGGGUUGUGGAUGGUUAUUCCAGCAUGACAAUGACCCAAAACACACGGCCAAGGCAACAAAGGAGUGGCUCAAGAAGAAGCACAUUAAGGUCCUGGAGUGGCCUAGUUAGUCUCCAGACCUUAAUCCCAUAGAAAAUCUGUGGAGGGAGCUGAAGGUUCGAGUUGCCAAACGUCAGCCUCGAAACCUUAAUGACUUGGAGAAGAUCUGCAAAGAGGAGUGGGACAAAAAACUCCUGAGAUGUGUGCAAACCUGGUGGCCAACUACAAGAAACGUCUGACCUCUGUGAUUGCCAACAAGGGUUUUGCCACCAAGUACUAAGUCAUGUUUUGCAGAGGGGUCAAAUACUUAUUUCCCUCAUUAAAAUGCAAAUCAAUUCAUAACAUUUAUGACAUGCGUUUUUCUGGAUUUCUUUGUUGUUAUUCUGUCUCUCACUGUUCAAAUAAACCUACCAUUAAAAUUAUAGACUGAUCAUGUCUUUGUCAGUGGGCAAACAUACAAAAUCAGCAGGAGAUCAAAUACUUUUAUACUUUUUUCCCUCACUGUAUUUUAUCCCCUUUCUCUCCCUCUAUAUCAUUAAUUAUCCACUUUUAUGACACUUUAAUAUCAUUUGGUCACUGUGGAUAAAAGCAUCUAUGUCAUCUAGUAUUAGCUACAUGUUUAUCCACCUUCAUUUGAAGUUUACAUAAGUGUGAUACAUUUAAGUUAAUUCAAGAAAAUAAAUGAAAAGGCAUGGCUUUAAGUCUGAGUGUGCAUUUUUAUGACCAGAAUAUAUAUUUUAUACAGAGCGGGAAACUGCAUGCUGAGGCCACGGGUUCCCACGGACAGAAAAGAAGAGGCAGAAAGAGAAAACAGAAAAGAGGACAUGGUGACAAAAAUGAGAAGACCGAAACAAAGGGUGUGAAAAGAGAGCGGUCACCUGAAACUGAGUGAGUGUCAGCUGUGGAACAGAGGUAUUCAAAUCCAGGCUUCAAGGGAGUAAAUUGAUCGACGAAGGAAUACAUUCACCUAUUGUACAGAGGGUCUGUCCCUGAUUUGAGGGGUUAUUGGGGGAAGGGUGAAAACCAGCAGUGGUGCAGACCUCGAGGCCCAGAUUUGAAUGCCCCUAUUGUAGUGGCUAGGACCUUGGAACUGAACUUACCCAUUGAAAAUCAUAACUUACUUUAUAUUUGUCUCUCCUCAGGGAAGAUGCCAAACCGCCAGAUAAUAAACUUUGGACCACUGUCAUUAAAAGGACCACUGUCAGUGAUUCUGGUAAGGAGUGUUCCUUAGUGUGUAGAGCAGUGAACAUGAGCUCCUUAUUCAAAACUACUGAAUAAACAAACUAGGUUACUAGCCCUAAGCGUCCAUGCUAUUCUGCUGUCAGAAUAACCAAGUGCUUAUGUGUAUCAUCCUUUGAGUUCAGUGAACACUUUUACUGUAUCUUUUAGGCUGUAGUACCUUGACUUGAGUUUGUUGAUAAGAUGUAGAUGUCUUGCUCACUUUUCUCUCUUCAACACUAGGUGGAGUCUCAGAGAGUGUACCUCAGGACUCAAUAACUCCUGAGCUAUCCAACACCACUCACAAAAGAAGCCAAAGAGUCAAAGCAUGCUCUUUCUGUCGCAAGACUUUCACUGAAACACUGGGCUUGACAAGACACAUGCGAUCUCACAUUGAGCAGAGGUCACACCAAUGCACCCAGUGUGGGCAAGACUUUGAAUUCAGUGAGGACUUAGAGGAACACCAGAAGAGUAGCUGUGAGGAGAACAAGAGUGGUGAUGACUACUGUGGGGAAACUGUCCAGCAAAAAAAUUAUCUGAAAAAAACACCUGAUCUGAAAAGAGACAAAAAGCCUGAUCUGAAAGGACACACAAAAGAUGGCUCCAUAAAGUGCCAUGUGUGCGGGAAAAUAACUACUCGUAUUGUAAGUUUGCAAAGGCACCUUCUACUUCACUUCAACAAUGGCGCAUACAAGUGCCCUGUGUGUCCAAAGACUUUUAUAUUAAAUUGUGAUUUGAGAUCGCACCUGAAAUUGAAAAGAUCAUGUGGGAAGAAAUGUUCUGAUAAAGUAAUUAUAACCAGGCUCCACCUCAAAUCCAACCCUGGAGAUUACAAGUGUCCUUACUGUGGGGACACUUUCCAGCUACCAUAUGAUCUGAAAGGACACACAAAAGACUGUUCCAGAAAGUCCCAUGUGUGUGGGAAAACAACUUCUCGAAUGAUGGAAAUGCGAAGGCACAUGUUAAAACACAAAAACAAUGGCCCCAUCAAGUGCCCAGUGUGUCCAAAGACUUUUGUAUACCAUACUAAUUUGAAGAAGCACCUGAAAACGAAAAAACUUUGUAGGGAGAAAUGUUCUGAUAUGAUGGUGAAGGACAAUGCUGAUUUGAAAUUGCCCCGAAGAUUGAAAAGGUCUUAUAGUAAGAAAUGUUCUGAUAAAGUAAUUACAACCAAGCUCCACCUCAAAUCUAACCCUGGGGAUUACAAGUGUCCUUACUGUGGGGACACAUUCCAGCUACCACGUGAUCUGAAAGGACACACAAAAGACUGUUCCAGAAAGUGCCAUGUGUGUGGGAAAAUAACUUCAACGGCACGUGGCAUGCGAAGGCACAUGUUAAGACACAACAACAAUGGCACCUACAAGUGCCCAGUGUGUCCAAGGACUUUUAUAUACCAUCCUGAUUUGAAGAAACACCUGAAACUGAAAAAACGUUGUAGAGCGAAAUGUUCUGAUGUGAUGAUGAAAGAAUUACUGUCUUCAGGAUAUGGUAGAUGUAGGAAAAUGUUAAAUGAAACCAGAGUCAUCACAAGCUGCCAACAACCAAGCUCCAGCAACACAGGUGGGCCUUCAAAGAGCAUUGAAGAGCUCUCUCAUGACUCGCAGCAAUCCGAGAAUAGCAUGAGUAGUGAUAUGAACCUUAUUAGCCUCGAAGAAGACCACAGUGACGAGAUCAGUCAAUACCAACCCAUUAAGGACGUUGACUUGAAUAGACUCCAUGAAGACUUCAGUGACGAGAUCAGUCAAUACCAACCCAUUAAGGACGUUAACCAAUCCAACCCUGGUGAGUACAAGUGUCCUUACUGUGGGGACACUUUCCAGCUCCCAGAUGAUCUGAAAGGACACACAAAAGACUGUUCCAGAAAGUGCCAUGUGUGUGGGAAGAUAUCCUCAAAGGCAUGUGACAUGCGAAGGCACAUGUUAAAACAUGACAACAAUGGCCCCAUCAAGUGCCCGGUGUGUCCAAAGACGUUUAUAUUCCAUACUGAUUUGAAAACACACCUGAAAACGAAAAAACUUUGUAGGGAGAAAUAUUCUGAUGUGAUGGCGACGGAAUUACCUUCUUCAGUAGAUGGUAGAUGUAGGACAAAUGUCAAUGAAACAGGAGUUAUGACAAGGUGUGAACAACCAAGCUCCAGCAACACAGGUGGGCCUUCGAAGAGUGGGCCUGUGUUGGGUUUGAAGAGCUUUGACGAGUUCUUUGAAGAGCUCUCUAAUGACUCCGAUAUCAGCAUGAGUAGUGAGGUGAACAUGAAUAGCCUCUAUGAAGACUUCAGUCAGGAGAUCAGUCAAUACCAACCCAUUAAGGACGUUGGCCAAUCCAACCCUGGUGAGUACAAGUGUCCUUACUGUGGGGAGACCUUCCAGCUACCACGUGAUCUGAAAAGACACAAAAAAGACUGUUCCAGAAAGUGCCAUGUGUGUGGGAAAACAACUUCGACGGCAUGUGGCAUGCGAAGGCACAUGUUAAAACACUACAAUGGCCCCAUCAACUGCCCGGUGUGUCCAACGACUUUUGUAUACCAUACUGAUUUGAAGAAGCACCUGAAAACAAAAAAACUUUGUAGGGAGAAAUGUUCUGAUGUGAUGGCGAAGGAAUUACUGUCUUCAGUAGAUGGUAGAUGUAGGACAAAUGUCAAUGAAACAGGAGAAGGGGCAAGUUGUCAACAACCAAGCUCCAGCGACACAGGUGGGCCUUCAAAGAGCAUUGAAGAGUUCUCUCAUGACACGCAGCAAUCCGAUAACAGCAUGAGUAGUGAUGUGAACCUGAAUAGCCUCCAUGAAGACAACAGUCAGGAGAUCAGUCAAUACCAACCCAUUAAGGACAUUGACCAAUCCAACCCUGGUGAGUACAAGUGUCCUUACUGUGGGGACACUUUCCAGCAACCAGAUGAUCUGAAAGGACACACAAAAGACUGUUCCAGAAAGUGCCAGGUGUGUGGGAAAAUAUCCUCGAAGGCAUGUGACAUGCGAAGGCACAUGUUAAAACACUACAACAAUGGCCCCAUCAAGUGCCUGGUGUGUCCAAAGACUUUUAUAUUCCAUACUGAUUUGAAGACGCACCUGAAAACGAAAAAACUUUGUAGGGAGAAAUGUUCUGAUGAGAUGGCGAAGGAAUUACUUUCUUCAGUAGAUGGUAUAUGUAGAAAAACUGUGAAUGAAACAGGAGUCAUGACAAGGUGCCAACAACCAAGCUCCAGCAACACAGGUGGGCCUUCGAAGAGUGGGCCUGUGUUGGGUUUGAAGAGCUUUGAAGAGUUCUUUGAAGAGCUCUCUAAUGACUCCGAUAUCAGCAUGAGUAGUGAUGUGAACCUGAACAGCCUACAUGAAGACUACAGUCAGGAGAUCAGUCAAUACCAACCCAUGAAGGAUGUUGACUUGAAUAUCCUCCAUGAAGACUACAGUCAGGAGAUCAGUCAAUACCACCCCAUGAAGGAUACUGACCUGAAUAGCCUACAUGAAGACUACAGUCAGGAGAUCGGUCAAUAUCAACCCAUGAAGGACGUUGACCUGAAUAGCCUCCAUGAAGUCUAUAGUGACGAUAUCAGUCAAUACCAACCUGUUAAGGACAUUGACCCAAAAGAGGACAGAAUGUCUGUGAAUGAUUCAGGGGUAAAUGAGAUGCCCAAUGACAAAGAACCAAACUCAACCAACGGCUUAACAGGGAAGCAGGUGUCCCAGACUGACCCAAGGCCUCUCCAGGACUCAAUCUGA
Coregonus sp. 'balchen' is the source of this 51412-nucleotide messenger RNA. The record is from the annotation of a GenBank genome assembly. NCBI's taxonomy places the organism in Eukaryota, Metazoa, Chordata, Actinopteri, Salmoniformes, Salmonidae.